Messenger RNA from Pelobates cultripes (western spadefoot toad), 54285 nucleotides. The record is from the annotation of a GenBank genome assembly. NCBI's taxonomy places the organism in Eukaryota, Metazoa, Chordata, Amphibia, Anura, Pelobatidae.
GUUUCACUUUCACUAGCACACAAUCUCAGGGAUUGCCAUAGGCGUGUCUACUCAACGAGCUGGGAGCAUUUGUUAAAAGCAAAAACCAUUCUGCUGUUUCCAGCAGCUUUUAGUCACCUAUCGCUCGUCGUUGCUUCUAUAUUCGUAUUUCCAAAUCUCUCGUCUGCUUCCUGCUACUCUUUUGAACCCUCUGACUGAUCUCUGUUGUGUUGAUCAUAUGUAUGUAUUCUCUCUGCUAAUGUUUGGGACACAAUAGUUGCUUUUUGUAUGGUUUCUUUUUAAAACAUCUGCUGCUACUCUUAGAAUCUGGUCACGAAUAUCCGAAGUAUUCUGUUAAAAUAUUUAUUUUUAUUUUUAUCUGGACACUAAUUCUUCUUAGAAAGACUGGUAUCCUUGUGACUUCAGUGUUACCUUCGGACCAUUUUGAUGACAUAUUCCAUACAGUGACAGUUUUUGGAUACCUGAGUUGCUAUGAAAUUACUGCAGUUUUUGAUCUUAGUGCUUCUGGGCUGCAAUUACAAGGUAAGGGUUACAUUUAUUGCUUCGCUUUUAUUUGUUCUAACCUGUUAUUUUACAGUAUGUGAAUUAACUUUACUUGGUGAAUUAAAAGAUAUCACGUUGGUUAGCUUAAUACUUUUCUUAAAGCGGCACUGUCAUGCCGAACUUACCUCUCCUCAAUCUCUUCCUCUUCUCUCCCUCUCUCAGGAUCUGUUAUUCUUGUCUUCCUGUCUUCUUUAGUUUUCUUUAAAAUCAUCAGACAAAUUAGGGACUCUUGGCCUAAUGGAGGUUUCCUCCGCUUGACCAGCUUUGACCAGCGGAGGAGCAAAGUGUGCUUCAUUUCCGCUGGUCAGAGCAAUUUUCCCAUGAUCCUUAGCUUUCCUCCCUGUUCCCACGAUGCUUCCUGUCAGUAUUGCCGAACGUCCUGUCAUUUAGACAGAACGCCGACAAAAAUGCCGAAUAGCAUCCUAACAGAAUGAGAACAGUUUCUCCAUUCAUGUUAGCAUGCAAUUCGGGACUUGUUCGGAUCGCAAAUUAAUUCGAAUGAAACUCCGAUCCUAUUCGUGCUGUGGCUGCAUCUUGCAGCCGCUUAGUAGGUAACUCCCUAAUUCCCACGGUAUCAGGGAGUUAUCUACUAAGAUGCUGAAAUACCUAAAUUGACAUCCAGGUGUCCGCUCAACUCUACUGACAAGAGAAAGUGUGGAACUCUUGUUCCGGGCUGGCAGAUGCCCCGUGAUGAUUCCGGGGGUUAAACUCGCUAUGUGCAGUGUUUCACAACCAACAAAACGUAGCACACACAGAAUCCAGGCACGAUGACCCCUUCAAAUCACUGAAGUGGUCAUGGUGCUUGGUGUAACCCUUUAAAAAUUACAGAUAAGUGACUAACUUUCAUAAAAACAACACCACCAUGUGAGUCACUGUGACACACCCCCACCAAAAAAACUGCUUAAAUAGCCAACAGUCUCUAUUGCAUCACUGCGUCCAUCACUGUUAGCUAAUGCCACUAUUCAAAAAGCAGAAAACCCAGGCUGGGCUUUCUCCAUAACUUUUUUUUAUAUAUAUAUAUAUAUAUAUAUGUAGUGCAUUUGGUUCUUUAAUUAGGUAGUAAAAUAUGUAUGAAUUCAGUCAGCAAUGGCCAAUUAUAUUUUUACCUUGUUAAUGAAGUCAUUUUUUUCUUUUUAGUAAUUUACAUUAUUACUCAUAAUGUGGGAUACUUUUAUUUUCACUUAUUCAUUGCAGAGGGAAAUUAUGUUAGUGUGUUAACAGAUAACAUACUUACAAUAUGCGUGUGUGUGUUUGUCUAUAUUAAGUGUAAAUAGUGCCAUUUAGGGGUACUGGAUACUUUAGAAUGCCGGUUGUAGUGGUAAUGGUGCCAGGGUUGCCCUGGCGGAAUCCCACAGUGAGAUGUCAUUAGGUUUACGUGCCUAGAUACCACCAGGGGCCAUAACCACAUUGUCUACCUCUGGUCUUCUGCAGCGGGCAUAGCCGGGUGUCUCUGUAAAAUAAAACAUGGCCGACGCAGGACCGCAUUCUUUGGCUGAGAGCAUUUUAACUGAUGCUGCAUUGCCCUGCGUUGCUCUAUAGAGCAAUUCUGAUUCUCCUGCUGAAGAAAACUAGAUGCAGGAGCCAGGUAGGUUCUCAAACUAUAUUUAAACCAGGGGUGCACAUAGGGUAGAUCCCCAGAUGCUUUAAAACUCCAGCUUCCAUGAUGCUGUGUCAUUCUUAACAUUCUAAAGGCAUGCAAAGCAUCAUGGGAGUUGUAGUUCUCCAACAUCUGAGGAUCUACCUUUUGGGCACCCCUGAUUUAAACUAAUUGACAUCUUACAGUGGAAUGGAACUGGGCACUGCUGGCACCAUAGUCACUACUGAGUGUUCCUUUAACGGUUAGUGUUAGUACAAAUGUCAUGUAAUAUAAUAUAUGUAAGAGGAGAACUUUACCUUUAAAACAUGUAUGGCCUAGUGCUGACUGAGAUUAGAGGGAGUUACAGUCCUGGGUAUCAGCUGCUGCUUGGGAAUGUAACUCUACUAAUCUAGGGCAGACCAGGACAUCUGUGUGCUAAAAUAGUUGGAUUAUCAAAACAAAUGCAAGUGAGGGAUGAGGUUGGCUUUGGUGACAAAAGCCGGUUUAAUGAUGAAAUGACCUUUUGAUUAAAUCAAAUUAACAAGACUGUGUACAUUAACUGUGCUUGUAAAUGCCGUGCAAGUCCAGCUUUAUUUGCUCAAUCUUUUCUGAUACCCAAUCAGUACACCAAUAAUGAUGUCAAAUUUACAUCAUUUUAUUAUAAUGCAAUUUUUACCAAAUUGUCACCUCAAGCAUCGUUGGUCCUGGCCAGUAAAUAUAGUGUGAUCACUCUAUUAUGUGACCUGUAAAACUAUUUCUGUUACUUUUGUCAAAAUUGCUAGGAAUGUAAAUCUUUGAAUGACUGUAUCUUCUACAUAGUAUAGAAUAGCUUUGUUGAUUUAAACCAGAAUUUAAUGUGUCCUCCUUUCCACUGUAAAAUUACUGGAGGUAUAUAAAUCAGCAGUAUUUACAAAGUGUCCUUUUUUUAGAACCCUUUUUACAACAAUGUUUGACCAUACAUAGUCAUUUAAUAAUAGAGGUAGAAAAAUAGCAAGUCUAGCAAGUUCAACUUUCACACACUUUGUUUCGGUGGUUUACCCAAAUGAAGUCUUAAAAGCAAUUCGAAGAAAUGUCCAAUUGUGCCCCAAAAGGGAUAACGUUACUUUUAUAUCCCCAAAUAUUCUGUCUAAAAAAUAUAUAUAUAUUUUUUAUUUUUCUUUGUACAGUACAGAUAAUGAGCAGGUUAACAGAACUCUGUUUGUACUUGUUCCGGGUAUAUUUUUGCAGCGUUAUUAUAUUCCAUCUAAAAUUAUAAUUUUCUAAAAUGAACAAAUGUAGAUUUUGCAUCCAUUCUUCACAACUAAAAUCUUCCAUGGUUGCCUAUAUAUCACUCCUAAAUCCUCAACCAUUUCAGAUAUAGAUUUUUGGUGGAUUUAUCGUCCCAGUCUGCACAAUGUGUCUUAAUAAAUGUGUUUAGAAAUUAGGCUGUGUAAAUGACACUGAGGAUAUACCCUUAUAUGCAGAACUUGGGUAAGCCACAGAAGAGACAUUAUAGAUAUAUCACUGGACUUUAGAGUAGCCGGGCUUAAUGUGUACAAUUGGGAAAAAGCGUGGUCAGUAGACGAGCCAGGUAAGGAUAACAGAUAUAUGGGUAAUUGGAGGUAGUAACCAGGAUAGCGAUAAAAAUAUACUACAAACCAGGUCAGGGAUACAGAAGUAGCCAAAAUCCAAGACAAACCAGUUAAUACAAAGAAGUGAACUAUGAACUAUAGCAAGAUCCAUGAAAGGGCACAGAACUAGGGGCAAAAUAGGUUUAGUUUUAGUCACCUAAAAUUUCCCAGAACAGCCCUGUCCCUGGUCACACUCCACUCACACCACUAAAAUUAAAGUGUUCCUCUUUGUCCAUUUGGAAUGUUGGGGGGUGUGUGUUGGUAAGGUUCUCGUAUGUCAUUGACAAGUGGAAGUUGUGAGUAAAUCACAAUUUUAUAAUCCAUUUACCUGCAUGAAACCUUGGAAAGUACUCUCUUAGAAAGAAAUAAUGUUGUAGUAAAUCUGCUAGACCCAGGGUAGGACUUUCAGGGGUGCCAUUGGGGACCUUCAUUCCAUCGCAUAUUAUCUAUAUGGGUUUCUGUAGACAUGCGUUUUGUGGAACUGGAGAGUUUGGCUGAGAGAGGGGACUUGAACCAUGGAAAGGCUUGGACUUAAUAUCAGACAUUCCUAAGAGACUGGUUUUUAGAAAUUCGGAUCACAAUACUGCUCUUCACCAUUCACAUACUUAUGUGGCUGUAUCUUACAUUAUUGUAUUAUUGCAUCAUUGCUGUUUUAUCAUGGCGAUUGGUACUGCUUGUGUCAUCUCAAUUUGAAUUAGGGCAAAAAUAGUAGAAAUGUAAAUACUACUAACUGGAUAUAUAUUAUAUUCAACUAGGCUGUUUUCAUUUUCUAUUUGAUAGAAAGGGACACUGUAGGCACCCAGACCACUUCAGCUAAUUGAAGUAGUCUUGGUGCUGUGACCCUUUCGCACUUAGUGCUGCAAUGUUUACAUUGUUUACAUUGCAGCUCUAAGUCUGCCCCAGUGACUGUCUACCAGACAGCCAAUGGGGGCACUUCUGGAAUCCUAACGGACUUUUGGUCCAUUAUCUGAAGCUGGACGUCCUCACGGACUUCCAGCAUUAGAUUUUCCCCAUAGGAAAGCAUUGAAUAAUGCUUUCCUAUGGGGAGGUCUAAAGCACGCGCAGUCAUGGCCGCGCAUGCGCAUUAGGUCUCCCCCGCCGGCUGAUGACUGAGGGGGAGGAGCGUGGAUGGAGCCUAACCCAGCGCCGAGGGACAUCAGCGCAGGAUUCAGGUUAGUGGCUGAAGGAGUUUCAACCCCUUCUGUGCCGCAGGAGGGGGCCCCGAGGGAGGGGGGACCUAAUAACCCUAUGGUGCCAGGAAAACACCUUUGUUUUCCUGGCACUAUGGGAUCCCUUUAAGUCAAUUCAGUGUUUAAUCAAGAUACCACAUUAUAUAUAAAUAGCAUUCUUUAGUUCUCUCGAAGUUGCUUUCUUCCUCAUUUAUGAAGUCGGUCAUUUCCUUGCAUCUGUUUUUUUGGGCUCCCAGGGGGUUCAAACCUAACAUUAUUCAAUGUAGCAUGUCAUAUAUUUUAUUAAUACAAAGCAGCACCACACUGCCUAUCUCCUGUCUCAUAUAUAGUUUUUGAAAAAUUAAUUUGAAUUAGAGGUUGGCAGAGUCAAUGUUUAAAACUCCAAACCUGGAGUGCUGCAGAAAAUUAAAGUUUAAUUUCAUAAUUUGUUUGUGACAAAAGAAUGAAUAAUGAUUCUUACUAUGUAUUUUAAAUUUAUUUAUUUAUUUUUUACCAUUUGUCCUUUACUGUCGGCUUCACCGUUUUUGUACUACAACUAACGAUUCCUAUUUGUAGCCCACAGCCAUCAGUUGUUUUUUUAGUUUGAAACACUUUUAUUGUCAUAAAGCAAUGAAGAGUAUAAGAACAUUUUCACAUUGAACGAUUAUAAAAGCUAUAGAAAAAUGCUCAUUAGUUGGCAUAUUGUGUAUGACAUUUUCCAUAUGUUUGCAAUAAAACAGAUACAAUAAAAUAUAAACAUGAUAAAUGAUCUGACGAAAUAUAAAACAUAAGAAAUUUAAAUUCUCUCUUUUACCGAAUUGUGCUAGCUAGUGAAGUCUAAUACCUCCGUAUAGCAUAUUAGAUGUGUAUUGUGGGGCUGGGGGAACAAACCUGGUUCAUCUAGUGUAAAAACUGUUAUAUUGCCAUAUCCCACCUCCUGGACAGCAUCCAUUUUACAUUCAUUGUGAAGCUGCAUUCUUAGUGAGCUGUCCAGGAGGUGGGAGGGUCUAGGAGGGAGGGUCUGCUGCUGAUUGGCUGGAAUGUGUCUGCUGACUGUGAGGUACAGGGUCAAAGUUUACUCAAUGAUGAGUCCAUGGCGAACCGUUCGCGAACCAUUCGGCGAACCGUUCGGGACAUCACUAUUGCCAAGUGAUGAAGAUUUUUUUCAUUUGGGUGCUUUUGUUAAGUAAAGCCCCCAACAAGUCCAUGUGGAAUAGGAAAGAUAUUUUUGUUUCUCAGUAAUAGUAUUGUUGGUGGAAAGGGGACGAUCCAGCAUUGUAGUAUGCUCUUACUGGCCGCAGCCAAAAUCAUAUGGGCUAGUUUAGAAUCCUGGUUCGAAUCUUACAUCCCCCACAACAUCGCCGAAGCUGGGGAAAUCUCAAAACAUUUACCUGUAACUCUCGAUAUGUUGUGCGACUUGUCUCCAGAAUGUUUCAAUUUCUACACCGCCCCAAAAGCAAUUAUAAAAGUCCGCUACGCUCGUCCCACACUUUAAACAAUGGUCAAAUCUAAUUGUUUUAACAGAAAUAGUUUUUGAAGAGAGUAAUACACGUGGUGCAUGAUCUUUGAAUGCAUUUCCUGCACUGAGCCUGAUGGUAAACAUGUAAGUUGUUUGACUGUAGUUAUGAUUUUUUUGUGAGUUAAUGUUGGAAAAUAUGUUAUCCACCAAGACAAGCCUAAUUAUGUGGCUGUAUGGUCUGGGCUGUUUGAAUUUGAAGUUAAAGUGAGUUUAUUGUAAAUUAUGUUAUUUUGCAGUGAGCUAUUACUUUUUCUUUGUUAGUUUAUUGUAUAUGAUGAAGUAGUUGGUUGUGUGAGUGGGUGGUCUAUAGAAUUGUCACAGUCUUCCAAACCAGGGUGUGGUAAUAUAGUGCCUAUCAAGCUAUGCUUCUGUAAAUAUGUGAAGAAAGGGACAUCGAAGCUAAUUUGUCUUUGAGUUGGUGAAAUGUGUAAACUGAUUUUUUGGGUAUAAAAACUAUGUUAAUUCAACCUUCUGCCGUCCAAGAGGUAUAUGGGUAAUGGGUUUCCCGGUCUUACGAAAAAAAGGGAAUAAAUCUGGUGUAUUGCCUUUGCUGUCCUAGUAGUUGUCUUACCAUUUUACCAGUUGUUUUUUUAAAUGUGAGUAUAUUUUUUUCCGUGGUACCUGACGAGUCACCUACUCCAACAGAGUUUGUGGUUCAGCUCUGUGAACUACAGUUCACCUAAAGUCUCUAUUAUUAUUUUAUUAUUUAUAUAGCGCCAUCAGAUUCCGUAGCGCUGUACAAUGGGUGAGGCUUUUGGUUGUAGUUCAUGUGUACACAAACAAACUUCAGAUAUUCCUUGGUUAAAAUCUAAUGGCUUUAUUAUCCCCGUACGGUUUAAAAAACAAAAUUUAAUAUCCAACCAAUGCCAGUAGUGAACAAGUAUCAUUAAAGAGACACUAUAGUCACCAAAACAACUACAGCUUAAUAUAGCUUGUUCCUGCAGGUUUUGACAGUGUUUACAUUACUGUCUAGGAACACCUCUAGUGGAAGUUUUUCAUAAGGCCACUAGAUUUGCUUCCUGGGUCAGUGCUGCACAAUGUGGAGCACUGACGAUCAAUGUCUCCACGCUCUGCAUCAAAGCCCUGAACACUCCUCAUUGAGAUGCAUUAAUUCAAUGAGAAAAAGCUGAUUGGCCAGCGCAGUGUUUUGCUGUGCAGGCGCAAUAGCCUCCCAAUGCUUUCCUAUGAUAAAGCAUCGGAUUGGCUGAUAUAAUCAAAUUUGAUGAUCUCAGCCAAGGAGGCGUAGCCAUCAGCGAGGAGACCCGCAUGGUGCUGGAAAAAAGAUUAAACCACUUUUUUCACUGGGGGCAAUGGCCUGGCCGCCUUAAUGGGCGAUCUUAGAGCUAUAGUAUCAGGAAUACAUAUUUGUAUUCCUUUAAGUUAGCAGUGCUGACUCCUGGACAAUUAAAGCUUCUACGUGUUUCCUAUUACACUUUAUCGCAAAAUCUCUUCCUAUAGUGUAAUACGAAUGGCAGAGAUAAGCUUGGAUUAGCCAAGUCAAAUCUCACUACUUUUGAAGAUGCACUCCAUGCUGGAGACCUUUCCUAUUCAAGGAAAACACUAUUCAAAGCCCUUCCAAUUAUUUAGCCCUCAAAAACUUCCUUGACUUUCGGUACAAAGAGCAGGUGCCACUACAUCUUUAAACCUAAAGGAAAUUGUACCCAACUCCUCUGUUCACACAACCCCAAGCCUUUUGUGGCAAUAUUUGUGUACGGUGUGGAUUUUUUUAAGACGUCAUUCUGCUUGGUCUUAUGCUGUUUUUUUCAUUUAGUACCUUACAUGUCAGUAGGCACGGACAAACUUAUGGUUAUAGAAAUUUUGAUUGUUUUACAUUUAAAUAAACUGAUUUCUCUACAGCUCUUAUAUUUAACUAUUGUUUUUAAUAAUUGAAUGUCUUUGUAUGAGUAAGUUUGAAAUUCUCAUGUCUUUUGUUCCCCUUUUUUAUUUCCUUAAUUAACAAAUGGCAGUUUUGGUUAGUGUGCAAAGCUGGUAGAUAAAUACCCUAUUUUUAUUCCUCCAAAGUCCCUGUAAUUAUCCAGUCAAGAAACACAAAUGUCAAACUAGUUGGGUGGUUUCCGAUGUUUGCAGACAAACAUUAAAGUGACACUAUAGGGAUCAUAACAACUUCAUCUUAAUGAAGCAGUUUUGGUGUACAGAUCAUGCCCCUGCAGUGUCACUGCUCAAUUCUCUGCCAUUGUGAUUUUUAAAAAUAAUAUCAUGACCGGUGUAUAGUCGCCAUAUGGGCAGUCGGACUCCAGGACAACCCUCCCACAUACCUAACCCAAUAAUGCACUGACACUCGGGUAUAUGGGAAAAUUUGUCCACAGCUUUAUUAAACAAUCUGAAUAAUAAUAACCAUAUAUUCAACAUAACAUAAUAAUAGUAAUAAUUUAACAAAUAAACAUGGGUCAUUGCCCCCCAUACUCCGCCCUCGCAUCCGAUUCCUUCUGUUAAUAUAAAAGGCAAUGACCCCCAUAUAAAUAACAUAUAUAUAUAACAUAUACCAACAUUAUUCCAACAUACCAACUUAAAGUGCCAACAUAAAUUUAACCAUGGCAGGGGUAUACCCGGAUACCCCUACCCCACCAGGUUCUGAGCCACCGACAGGACUCGAAACCUACCAACCACCAAUGACCACAGUUUUCCAUAUCUGUCACGUUCAUCCUAGGGAGCCUAUUCCUUCUCCUUCAGCUCCCUAUCCCGCCGCUGUGAAAAAACGGGAUAUCCCCUAACCAUAAACAAUAUCUAUAGGGAGGGUGGGCGGGACAAACUUGGUCAGGUAGGAAAUUAGAAGUGAGCUCACUUAAAAUGGCUGCCUAUUUAAAUAGCCCAGCCUACUUACCCAUAACUCCAUACUUCCUUCCCUCCUCCUAUGCCCGCCUCCUAACCCCUGUCAAGGCCCUUUUUUGCUUAGCUGUGCUUUGGCUACAUGGGGCUACAGGAUGUGUUACUCUACUAAGAAGGUAGUGAAUGCAUGGAAUAGCCUUCCAGCUGAAGUGGUAGAGGUUAACACCGUGAAGGAGUUUAAGCAUGCGUGGGAUAGGCAUAAGGCUAUCCUAGCUAUAAGAUAAGGCCAGGGACUAAUAAAAGUAUUUAGAAAAUUGGGCAGGCUAGAUUGGCCAAAUGGUUCUUAUCUGUCGUCACAUUCUAUGUUUCUUGUUUUUGCCCGUACAGACCUAGUCACACCUCUCCUGGCUUGAUAGUGGGUACAGGCAACACUAUCUACUGAUUCCUUGUUAAUCUGUGAUACCAACAAAAGGACAAAUAAUCCCUGUCAUUAUAAUAUUGCACCCCUAUCACCUGUUAGCAUUUUUUAAGGCACUUGGCUGUUUGUAACCUUCGUUCAGUGAUGCAGUAGAAAAGCCCGCAAAAGCACCGCAAUAUCACCAGUUUUAUUAUCAGCCUAUCGAGCGAGACCUCUCCAAAAUGAACAAUUAAAUAAUAAUUCAAGUCCUUAUUCAAGACAAUAAUGUUUUCCAAAAACUACGGCUUUGCUGACAGAUUAAAGGUUUCUUUUUGUACAGACGGCGGUUAUUUUUUCAGGACAGGUACAUCGUAAAAAGACGAACAGAGGAAGCUCUCCAGAGAUACGAGCAAUUCAUUAGCCAUGUCACUGGUAGUCGAGAAUAAUCAGUUCCAGUUCUAUUAUGAAGUCUAUUAUGAACAGGCUGAUUGUUAUGGUCUAUGAAUUAACAUAAUGUUUGUUAGUGGACAGGUCCAUUUUAACCUCUUCACUACACGGUACGCUAUUGUAUCCAUGGAAAGAUUAUAUGGAUGUAUAGCCAACAAAUGAAAUAAGUUAAUUAACUACUCAACAAAAUGUUUCUUACUAUAUGUUUUUACUGCAGAAAUGCAUUAGUGAUUAUAUUGUAUUCCUUGACUUUAAGGUCAGGUUUACAUAUCCGUACCUGGAACCAAGGGUUGCCCACUGUUUUGGAGACAUUAUGACAUUAUGAAGAUCCUAAUUAUUCCUGAGGGUCUUCUUCCAUCUUCACCUCUUAUCAAUAAGGAUGCCAAUCUACUGCUGUACGUAAUGAUUGCAUGGCAGUAUAAAAGAAACAAGCAUUUUUAGUGCUUGAGUAAGUACCCCUGUUAGACAUCUACAUAUAGGUAGCUGCCUAUCUUGUCUUUAAGAAUACUCCGGACAGUUUGUGUAGGAGGGAUAUCAUAUUUUUAAACAUAGGAAGUAUGUUAGAGUACUAGCUAUGAAUUUCCACAAUGGUCUUGCUCGUUGGAUUCUUAAGAAAUAUGUGACUAUUAUAGUGAAGUUUCCAGAGUCUUACAAAAAUUUGAUUUAGAUGUUUCCUCAUGAUUAACUAGCGAUAUUAUUUACAUCAACCAAUGCAAUGGGAAUAUGCCCUAAUGUAUACCUUCAGAUAUGCCUUUAUCUUUCUAGAGUUAAUGGUUUCUAUAUGUACAGUAGCUGUAAAAAGUAAACCUUACUGCCACUUUCGGGAAGGCACAAGGGCUGACUGAAUGACUGGCUAAGUAAAUUGUUCUUUGUUGAGUGAGAAAAGGUGUGAAUUUGAUAGGAAGGUAAAUGUAAAUUAAAAAAUAUUGUUUUGCAACCAGUUCUGAUUUGGUUACAUAGAGUGAGUAUGGGGCUGUUGCAGACCUGUUAACUCUUAAUAUCGGGUGAGGAAGGUAGUGGGCAGGAGAUAAGCCGGUGAUGGGCCUGUCCAUGGCACAAUUAGCAUCACAGAAAACAUGUCCGCCUUAAAUAGGGGCAUAUUAAAACAGAGCGCUAGCAUGCCAGGAUGAUUGGCUGUCUGUACACCAAGGGCUACUGUAGUGUUCACGUAUGGGCUUUAAUGCCCUGGAUUUAAUUGUCAGUUCACCAUGAGUGUAGUUAAAAAGGCACUUGUUGUGCACUAACUACUUCACAUCGUGGGCAGCUAGUGCGAGAGAAGGUAAGUGUGGUGAUCUAGCCAGUACGUAAACCUGCGGAUGCCUUGUUUAGCAUUUGGUUACUCACAAAAGGCAAGUUCUGUUGUUUAAAAAAUUUGCACUACCUAGUCACAUACAUUCAAAUUGCAACUAAAUUGCAUUUCUAAUCCUAACUUACUUUAAUGCGACUCCAAACUUCCCUAACUCUAUAAGGAAACCCCAUGCAUAACUCCCCACCAAAUCUAGUCUUAUUGUAUGUAGUGGAGCUCUCUGUACCCUGGCUGGGUACCUCCGCCAAGGACUUGCUUCCUAGCUGGAACUGGGGAAAACUCAACGCUUGGGCCCCAGUCUCCGUGACUUGACUGGGGUCCUCCUCGAGCCUCUACGUCCUGUAACAGGAUAGGGGACUAGCUCUAUUCCCUCCCACGACUGGACGACACACAGUCCUUACAUGAACUUUCCCUGCUGAAUCCUCCACAAGCUGGAACAAGGUGCUGAGCAGUGAUUAGCCCUUUCCCCUCCUAGUAACCAGACGACACAAAGUUCUGGGAGUACAACUGAUUUUAAUUAGCCAAUUUGGUGCUUUGGCCGGUCAACUUUCAGAAGCUCGUGCGGCCACAAUACAGGGUGCUCCGCCUGGCUCUCAGGAAGCGUUUGUUUCUCUUAGUCUCAGGUACCUUUCCAAAAAGCCUUUAAAUGGUUCAAAACCCCGGAACAAGUUGUCCAGGAACCGCAAGGUCACCUCAUGCCGAAAACAGUUCCAUAACAUUCCAGACUAAGUACUGCUGAGGUGACCGGGAACCACGAAGUCCUCAAACCGAAAUUAGUUCCAUAGCAGUCGCGGCUAAGUACAGCUGAGGACCAUUCAUGGAUUUGUUCAUGCGAACGGCCGCCAGGGAGCUAGCAUUCGGUUCCAUUCGAAUGAAGGGAAAGUGCCGAACAAGGGGCACCCAGGGAAAGCUGCUAAUGGAGGCUGGGUAGGGUAACCCCUGAACAGGGUCGCUGACCUGGACCAUAGUUAGUGGGCAGGAGGCCAGCUUUCACAGUCUUCCAGGAGUCCGUGGCAAACGUUUGUCUAUUAUUUUUUUUUUUUUACAGGAUAAUUUGGUCAGAGUUCAGUUGCAAUUCGGUUGGAUUUUGAUUGAAUUACUUGAAAUAAAUUACAUUCAAGAAUGAUCCAUUUGAAAAUAGCAGGGAUCCAUCCUAUCUCAAUUUGGUUAACAUCUGACGGUUAGUGAAAGCAGUGAGCCACAGAGGAAUUUUAACCACAAAAUGCAAGAGAAUAGAGUUGAAUUAAAUCAUCUGAAUUUACAAAAGUUAAGUCAUUGUCUACUGAAUAGACCCUAGCUGGGUUUGUUGUCUUGGUUUCAGUGACCAGAAACAAACUGAAACCACUGACUCAAAUCUGCAUGUGAUUUUCAACCCCAUCUUGUAUAGAAACUGUAAGUGAUUCCAUUGUACAUAUAUCACUUACCCACUGAGCAACUCCUGGAAUGUAGGCGCACACCGCUCUCGCCACAGAGAGGGUAUUGAGCACCUUGCAGUCGUCAAAAGAUGCUUGACCAAAGGUUUUUAUGUAUUUGGAGAGUGCAAGAGUUAUACUGCAUGUCGGUAUCAUUCUUUUACAAGAUUACAUUGCUUUUUACAAUAUAUUUCUUUUCUGAGAGUCUACUUUCAUGCAUGUGCUAAAAUGAGAGGUUACACCUCAUUUCACUGUUCAUAUAUCCUUCAACAUAACUUUUUAAUAUAGAUUUUGUUCCCACUAUGAAAUAUUUAAGAAGAGCAGGGGUACAUUUCAUUAUUAAAUCAUUUAAACUUUUGCACAAUUUUGGUGGUACUUUAUCUCACCCAAUAAAAGUAUAUAUUUUUUUAUUUUUGCUGAAGAGCUUUUUUAAAAAUAAUUUGUUGGUGGUGGGAGUGUCAUGGUCUGGGCCUGCAUGAGUGCUGCAGGCACUGGGGAGCUACAGUUCAUUGAGGGAACCAUGAAUUCCAACAUGUACUGUGACAUACUGAAGCAGAGCAUGAUCCCCACCCUUCAGAGCCAGGCCACAUGGCAGUAUUCCAACAUGAUAAUGACCCCAAACACACCUCCAAGAUUACCACUGCCUUGCUAGAGAAGCUGAGGGUAAAGGUGAUGGACUGUAACUCCACCAGCUCCGUGUUGUCGUCAUGGAGGAGUGGAAGAGGACUCCAGUGGCAACCUGUGAAACUCUGGUGAACUCCAUGCCCAUGAGGGUUAAGGCAGUGCUGGAAAAUAAUGGUGGCCACACAAAAUAUUGACACAUUGGGCCCAAUUUUGACAUUUCCACUUAAGGGUGUACUCACUUUUGUUGCCAAGGUUUUAGACAUUAAUGGCUGUGCGUUGAGUUAUUUUGAGGGGACAGCAAAUUUACACUGUUAUACAGGCUGUAUUGUAGCAGAGUGUCAUUUCUUCAGUUGUCACGUGAAAAGAUAUAAAAUAUUUACAAAAAUGUGACGGGUGUACUCACUUUUGUGAGAUACUGUAUAUAUAUACUUCUUCAUUUAACUUCCUGUUAUGGGUAUUCAGCAUUAUUCACCAUUAAUAUCACUCAUACAUAGUCACAUGUAGCAGUUCUCUUUCACUUUGGUGAGUUUCAUUUUUUCCUAAAAAUAUAUUUAUUUCUGGGAAAGGGAAAGGCAACAAAAACAUAAUAGUCCUGCAAAAUCUCUUUCAUGACAUGAGAUUAGGAUUCUCAGUGUAACUUGGCAAGUCAUUUAAAUGUUUAGGGAACUUAUUUAUCCCCUUCACUCUUACAGUCAGGAAGAGGAUUUUUGUGGGUCUGAGCUUUACAUUAACAUUACAGAGAUUGUGAACUACCUACGUUUAAAUUUUAACUGUAUUCACUGUAUGUGAAUCUUAUGCUGAAAUACAGACAUGUGUCUUACAUUCCGUUGCAAUUAUCAUUAAAGGCUUACUCCAACCACCAUGACCAUGUCUGCUUAGAAGUGUUCAUAGUUGUAGGAGUCUGUUUGUGUAGUUUGUUUCAAUGCUGCACAUUAAGAGGUGUUUGUACUUGUGUGGAGGGCGCUUGUCACACCCCUGGCUCAUAUGACUUACAGCUACUGUAGUCCUGUGCAUCCUCUAUGUUGAGACUUGGUAUUCUAUUAUGUCAUAUGAUGUAUGAACAUUAAAAAUGAAUGCAUUUAAUGCAAUUUACCAAAAAAAAAAAAACAUGUUUAAAUACCUCCCCCCACCCCGCCCUCCCUUUUUUCCUCUGACUUCAGGCAAGUUCUGUUUUAGAAGCUGUUUGACAAGUGCAUUCAUACCAGGCUAAACUGUCAAAUCUUUGGGCAGAUUCACCCCCUUUCUGGAUGGGUCCGCCCUUUUGGCCGUCACCGGCGGCAUGAUUUGCAGCAUUGCCUUGCCCCUUUUUACUCUAUCCAUCAGUGUUGUAUGAUUAUAAGUGAGAUUCCAGUUUGCUACUAAAUACGCAUGUCUACUAAAUAGUGCUAUUAUAGCCUGGUGCAAACAUACAACACUGGGCUUCUAAGUAUUAUUUCUUAGAUAUGCACAGGAAGGAAAACAGAAGAAGGGAUAGACAGACAUGUAAAUGACUACCUGCGAAACCUAUUCAUGCCAAGCUGGUGUGUCUGCAGUUCAUUGUCUGUGGUCAAGGAAGGAUGUAUGUUACAAUUGGGGGUAUGGCUAAGGAGACAUGCUAAUAAUGCAAGACUUUCUUUUCAUUUUUACAAGAAACAUAAAUAUUUGAGCAUGCAAACAAACACAGCAUAUUAAUGAGGCCAAAACCUAUAAAAUUCAUUAAAGUUGUAUAAUUCCCAAAGCAGAGUGUCACUUUAAGAGUUUUAUACUAUCUAAAAAUAUUGUUAUUCCAGCUAAUGACUUGGCUUGUACUCCUUGAUAUUGGCAUACAUUUGCAGUAAAACGGCAUUCGGGCCUUAAUAAAUCACACAGGGAUUGUAUAUAUGAUGAAAGUUCCUACUCCUGUGUGUGUACUGAAAGUAGGAACCCUAUAAAACCUCAUACAAAUAUUCAUGAAAAAAAUGUUACUCUCAUAUAUAAGUAAGAUGUCCAUUGCAAAAAAUAUUCAUAUAUUAUGACACAAAUAGAGGUAUUAUGUGAAGUUAAAGGAACACUGUAGUGUUAGGAAUAUAAAGCUAUAUUUGGAACACAAUAGGAACUCUCUUCCCACAUUCCCUCGUGCCACCCACCUUCGGUGAUGUAAAGAGUUAAGAGACCCUUUAAAAAUAUACCUGUUUCCAGCUCCUCCUCUGCCGAUUGAUGGGGGGGGGGGGGAUCUAAUGCACACACAUUAGACCUUCCCCAUAGGAAAGAAUUAACUCAGUGCUUUCCUAUGGGGUUUUUAAACUUGCUGGACAGACAGCCACUAGAGGCAGUCUUAACCUUUUAUGUAAACAUUGCAGUUUCUCAAAAACUGCAAUGUUUUUCAUUGCAGGGUUAAAGGAACAGGGAUACUGCACCCAGAUCACUUCAAUGAAAUAAUUUGGUCUGGGUGCCUGUAGUGUCCCUUUAAUUAGGUAAGAUACUAGCAGACCCACCACCUUCGGCAAUGACGUUCUUUAAAAAUUAGUCUCUGUGUUAAAUAAAGGAAAAAAAAUUGUCUUAAUGCAAUAAAUUUUUUUUCCUUGGAUCAACAUUACUGAAAGUGAAAUUAAAUCAUUUUUUGUAUCCAACCUUUUUAGAAAGUACUGACUGAAUCAGCCAAAACAAACUUCCCUUGGCAGAGCGUAUUCUGCAUUGCCCUUGAACAAACUCGUAUAUGAUAAACAAAUCUCCCUUACUAUGGGCAUUAUCUCCAGAGCAUACAACCUCAUUUAGAAAGAAUGUCCUCAAAGCUGAAAUUUUCCAUUCCUUUAAUUUCCAUUUCCACAAUACCUUUCUUAGAAGCUGGUGCCCAAAAGUGUACUGCAUAUCCAAUAUGAGGCCUUACCUUUGCAAUCAGCCUACUUUAUAAAAACUGAACAAAAUCAUAAACACAACACUUUUGUUUUUGUCCCCAUUUUUCAUGAGCUGAACUCAAAGAUCUACGACUUUUUCUAUGUACACAAAAGGCCUAUUUCUCUCAAAUAUUAUUCACAAAUCUGCCUAAAUCUGUGUUAGUGAGCACUUCUCCUUUGCCGAGAUAAUCCAUCCAACUCACAGGUGUUGCAUAUCAAGAUGCUGAUUAGACAGCAUGAUUAUUGCACAGGUGUGCCUUUACAGAUUAUUGCACAGGUGUGCCUUAGGCUGGCCAUAAUAAAAGGCCACUCUAAAAUGUGCAGUUUUACUCCGAGGAUCCGAGGGGGUCCGAAAACCAGUCAGUAUCUGGUGUGACCGCCAUUUGCCUCACACAGUGCCACACAUCUCCUUUGCAUAGAGUUAAACAAGUUGUUGAUUGUGGCCUGUAGAAUGUUGGUCCACUCCUCUUUAAUGGCAGUGCGAAGUUGGAGGAUAUUUGCAGGACCUGGUAUACGCAUCCCAAACAUGCUCAAUGGGUGACAUGUCUGGUGAGUAUGCUAGCCAUGCAAGAACUGUGAUGUUUUCAGCUUCCAGGAAUUGUAUACAGAUCUUUGCAACAUGGGGCUGUGCAUUAUCAUGCUGCAACAUGAGGUGAUGGUCGUGGAUGAAUGGCAGAACAAUGGGCUCUGGAUCUGGAUAAAUACCAACAAUCUUGCAGACAUAACUUGCAUUAGUUACAUUACUUAAAGGAGCACUCCAAGUAUCAUUGACACUUACCUUUGUGCCCUUUCAGCUUCCGAUCUUUCUAGAGCUGGAGAAGCUGAAUGUAAGUUAUGUUUAAUGGAAGAACUUGUUCAAUCAUUCAUUGUCUGAAAGUUCUCAACUGACAUUCUCAGCCAAUGAAUAUAUGCCUACAUCAGCAUUGGCCUUCUUCUGCUCCAAAAGCAUCUCUAGAAAUUACUCACUAAUCUCAGCCUAUUUAAAUAACACUGUAGACUUUUUGGGGGUAGGGUCCUCUUGUGCCUGUAACAAUUUGUAAUAGUCAAAUUUUUCGUUAAAUUUCCCCCUUUAAAAUGUAAAGCACCGUGGAAUAAGUUGGCAAUAUAUAAAUUUCUAAAAUAAUAAAUUAGUAGUGUAGACCUUGCAGAUGUUAAACUAGAAAAACAACUGUUACACAAUCAACUCUUGCAAUAUGUAAAGCAUAAACAUUGCAUAGAGUAAUGGGUGUUGUAUACUGAGAUACAACCACAUUCCCAGGUUGAAAGUCACCAUUGAGCUCCAACCUACCAAAGACCAAAUUCAACCAAGUGAAUAUUGGUACUGAAUUUUCAAGAUCCCAGCUACCAAUCCAACCUACCCACAAUUUUUAUCCAUCUCCCGCCAUAGCCCAGAGCUUAAAUCCUCAGGCUAUAUGAGAGCCCCACCCCUGCAAAAACAAUACACGCUGGAAACUGUCCUGGAAAAUCAGGUUAAGGAAAUCGUUACCUACGUUGUAGAAGUGCACCCCAUCAUGCCUCAAAUAACCAGGAAGCAUGGCUUCCAUAUUAACAUUCACUCCCCUGAGUCGUCUUAUGAAAAUGGAUAACAGCUUAUUAACCUUCCCCCUACUCCUAGCCACUGCCACAGGAUCCCAAGCAUGAUGCCUGUGUAACCAGGGAACCAUCUCCAACCAAAUUAUCGUUACUACCGGAAAAGGACCCCUCAACCUACCCUAGCCCUGCUUUAUACGUUACAGCAACUAAGUCUGGGGCACCAGUCCUAAAUCAUUACCCCUGGCAUGCAUCAAUAGAAAAUCUAGGACUGCCCAGAACCUGUCCGCCUAAAAACCUUGAGACAAACCUUCCUCCAGCUGAAACCCAAUAACCAAACCAAUACAAUUGGACCAAGCACCGUGGAAAGCCCAGCUGUCCUCCUUUAUGUCUAACCGCAGCUCUCUUGUGUACCCAAUUGACCUACAAAAGAAAGAAAACUUAUUACCAAAGACAAACAAUUUAACACACACCAACCCAAAUUUGCACCAAACUAUCCGACUUAACAUAUGACCGGACCCUAACUGACUCCCACCUUCCAAUCCUUUUAACUAAAUCGUCCCCUAAAACCCAAACGCGCUUCUUCCAUUGCAGCACCGAUCCUAAAUAAAUGCGUGAAGAACUGUAAUGUAUCCAGUCCCAAAUGACCCAAAACUAAGCAAAAAACAUGAAAGAAGGAAUCCCGAAUCCUGGGACGAACCUUUAAGUAAGUGGAAGCACAAAAACAUAAACGAAUGGCAACCCGAUUAUGCUCCAACUCAACAUCAUCUAAAUUAACAGCUCCUUCUCCCGAUCGACUACCACUAACCAACUCACUCACCCUAAAAGAACCAAAGAUUACCCAAACAAAUGCAAGUGGGAACAAAAGAACCCAUUAGCGCUCCGAUCAGACUCUGCUAGAUCUCAAAAGACACUGGCCUCUUGGUGUCUGGUGUUCUUUUUUCCUUACGAAAACCUUUUAAAACCGGUCGAACCAAAAAAUGUUUUGUGACGUAUUCCCACCCAUUCAAUUUAAACAAAAAGGCUAAAGCUGCCUUAUGCUUAUCAACAUCAGAAGGUGAAGCACCAGUAGAGAAUAAUCUACAAAAAUACCACAACUACCUACCGGACCUCAGCUGAGUGAUGUCUCCCAGCAAAGAUCCACACCUCUUCCCAUGCUCUCCACACCUUAACAUACACUGCCCAAGUACUCGGCACAAGUGACUCUCUAGUCAGUCAUCCAAGAGGCUGCCACACAUUGUCUGGACAGGUCAGACCCUUCUUCCAUGCACCAGGAACCGCCAUGCGAAACCUCUCCCACUGUAAACGAGACAGGGCAUCAGCAAUGAUAUGCAAGAAAUCAGGCACAUGAUGCGCCUUAAAAACAAUAUUAAACUGCAUGCAAAGUAAUACAAAAUGCCACAACAAGCGACUCACUGGAGUAGAAGAGGCAGAUAAAUGAUUAACUGCCGCCAUCUCUGACAUAUUGUCAGUGAAGAAAAUCACUUUUGUGUCCAUCAACAUGGCACCCCAUUAAGCUAAAGCAACCACCGAGGAAAUAGUUCCAAAAACGCCAAGUUGCGAAUGAUGGGAUUCUCUUUCCAACACUCUAGCCAAGUUUCAGCACACCAUUGACCAGAAAAAUAAGCUUCAAAACCUACUCUCCCUGAAGCAUCCGUAAACCAUUCCAAUUCGGGAGAGGAGACCGCUGUUUCCCGAAAGAAGACACAUUCAUUAAGAUCCCAAAGAAAAAUAUCCCAAACUUCCAAGUCUGCCAUCAACGGUGCCAUAAUUCUGACAAAAUGAUGCAGAGAACUGAUCCCACAAGUCAUCUUCGCAAGGAACCUAUUAAAAGCCAUCCCCACCGGUACAAUUUCACAUGCAAAUUUAAAUCAGCGUCACUUUCCACACCUCACACACUUCUCCAAUGACCUCUCGAAGCACAAUCAACUUGUCUGCUGGUAAACUACAUUCCCCUGAUACCGAAUUGAUUUCAAGACCCAACAAACUGUGACAUGGGGACGGACUCCAAAAACAUGGGCAACCCAUUCCAGUGUUCGCAACCCUACACGACUGACAUCUGAACCAAUAGGACUGACACACAGAAAAUCAUCCAAAUAAUGAACCAUGGAGUUGCUACCAGUUCUAACUUGACCACCCACCUCAAAAACCAUACUAAAGAUUUCAAAAUAAAUGCACGAGAUGGAAUAACCCAUGGGCAAACAAAGAUCUACAAAGUAUUUACCCUCAAAGUAAGAGUUAAGAAUAGACAUGUGCACCAGUGAAAUUUUCGUUUUGUACAAAUUAACUCAUAAUACCACUGCGCAUGCGCAAAAAAAAAGCAAGGAGGGAGACGGCAGCACUACCAGCUCCCUCCUUGUAAUAAAUAAUAUUAAUUCCUACCCCUCCCCCCCCCGCAUUGAAACCUAUGGGGGUCACUAUGACCCACAUAUUAAUAAAAGGGAGGUUAAAUCCUUCCGCAUGCCCCUACUCGUGGCAUGACAUUUAAAACUACUAGUGAGUGGCUAUUGCUGCCCAGUCGUUCCCAUAUGGUGGGGCACCCAAAUAACAAAAAUGGAGGUGAUAUAGUGCCCCUCACCCGUGACCCGCGGGUGGGGGAUAUUAAUAUAAACAGGGGGACCUAGUGUUUCCCCCAGGCCCCCACCCAGGACCGGCGGGUGGGGACCUUAAUUAAAUAAUGGGGGGCCUAAUGUUCCCCCAGUUUCCCACCCAUGAGCGGCGGGUGGGGGCCCUAAGUAUCAAUGGGGGGGACCUAUUGUCCCCCCUGGCCCCCACCCAUGAGCGGCGGGUUGGGGCCCUAAGUAACAAAAGGGGGGGACCUAUUCUCCCCCCUUAGCCCCCACCCAUGAGAGGCGGGUGGGGGCCCUAAAUGACAAUAAGGGGGGGACCAACCCUUCAUUGAAAAGCCAGCAGAAAUCUUUAUUUAUGGCCACAAGGCGGAGGCAGGGCCUGGGCCAACCACAGACUGAAAGGGUGAGGCUGCUUUUUGGGCCAUCAUGAACUUUACCCAUAGUUGCAGGUUCCUUUUGAUCCCACCGCAUACCUGAAUUAGCAGAGAGACGCUGCCAAAAUUGUUCAUUGUAGCGCCACCAAGCCAAACCCCUGUAUGUACAAUAUGCCUCCCAUAUCCCGUCCAAAUAGCAAAAAAGUUGAGAACACUGCUCAGGAUGUCUCUCACCCAGCACACUAGCCAAAAUGCAGAUUGCGCAACCAGUUAUCGAACGAGUUCGGUAUCUUACAAUACCUCUGUCGUUUCUCUUCCUCCUCCUUUUUUGUGUCUUUCUUAUCCUCUUCUUUUAAGUUGAUGUACUCCUCCAACGGGAUAAGCAAAAUUAAUUCCAGAAACUCACCCUUCCAGAUACUUUCUUUCAAUUCUGGCUGCAUCCGGAAUACUAUCCAAUUUGACGUGUUCAUAUCGUACAUCGGUAACCUCAGAUGUCAAUGCCUCCGCUGUGACACCUGCACUAGCCCCAACCAAUUGUCAUAACUCUGUUACCCCGGCACCUGAACACCCAGAAACUGGCUCCCACAAUUGCCCAAAACUCCCAGAUUUACCCUGCUCUGCACUCCAAAAAAACCUUGAGACCCUGUAAAAGAUCCCCAGAAUAAUGAGCAGAAGAUGUCUCACCAGCCAAACCCCCAGCAGGUAACAUUUGUGGGGCUGAAAUCCGGUCAUCGUCACCCAAGGACCCAGACGUAAGCAUAAACGUUCUGGGACCCGUUUCCUGGACCCAUGCCCAGGCAAUGGGAGAAAGCUACAAUGCCCUGGAAGGAGAAGAGAGACUGGGUAGGCCGUUUACAAUUCCCCUGACCUGCCUCCAGCCGAGCUACCCGACUCGAGCCACACUUGCCAUUUCUGUCAUUGUGACCCUUACGGCCCUCAUAAUCUGCCAGCACUAUCGUGUCCCUCCUGUCAGAGGAGCUCCCACUAUCAGACCCUCUAUCCAAAAGAAAAGUAGCAAAAGAGUACUAGCCACUCUACGGGGAACCUCUGUCACCUCUGCGCUGACUGCCUGUUGAUUGUUGAUGAGAACGACGGCUGCUCCUAGAUCUGCGCUCAGCAUGCAUGUCAGCCUCACUAAAGGAUAUGACACUAGGGUGUCUGGUGUUGCGAUCCUGGGUGCAGGGUGCUUCGCCCACCUGUAAUGAUCUACCCUAAUGAGAUAACCAGCACUCAAACGCUGAAGCUGCCUUUUUGCCUCGUGGGCCAGUGCUCGCGCUAGCUGAAGGCCAAGGUUCUGGAACCGCCAUUCCAAGACAGUCUUGAAGCCAGAACAGCCCCAUCUCACAUACAGCUGACAGGAUUCCUUCCAUUAAGGUCUCCAUUCCAGGAUCCAUCUGAAAAACAAAGAAAAAGACACCAAACAAGCAUGCAGCAGACAAUAACAGGUAAGUCAGGAUUAAUUUAAAAAACCUUUUUAAAAAUAAUCAUAUAGGUCCUGCCCCCACGGAUCCCAUAACAAAUCAAAAUUUCCCAACUUACAUGCUUGUCUCCUAGCUAUGUCAAGGCCCAUUCCCUUCUAGUGAGCAGAUGUUUAAAGGACAAUACAUGUGAGGGAAUUAUGAUAACCUGUGUCUCAUAAAAAGAUUUACAGGAUUAAUUGUUAGAUGUAAAUCUGAUAAAAGUGAAUCUGAGAAAUAUAAUUCUCAACUUGGUUAUUAUUAAAAUUACUUACAUAAUCUGAAACGAAAUCUUGGUUGGACAGUUAUUUGUAAAAUAUUUUGGCAGAUGCCCCAAGAUGGAGAAUACCCGUAUGUCUACCAACGUAGAGUAAAAAUAAGAAGCGCAAGAUGGAAAAAAACGUGAAAAUGUUUAUAAAAGUCUAAUGAAAAUAAUUUUAUUGUGGUACAGUGGGAUGUGCUGCCCCAGAGAACUUUGGGGGAUCUUGAGAUGGGCCCGACACCUUUUGACUGUGGUCUGCCACAAUAUCACAAUAGGUCUGUAAUGUCAGUUCUACCACUUAAACAGCAUUUUGGUACUUGUAGAGUUUUUCUGGCUUUGUCUUGUGUAUUCAUCGGUGUCCCAGCUUUUGACACCUACAAAUAAAACUGCCCACACAUUCAACAGCUGAAUUUACACAUCUCAAAAAUCAGAGCUGGCAGUCUAAAUCUAUAGGAUGUAAUUAUUUUUAAAGAAAAGAAAGCAGAUUAAUCGGCGUCUGUUACAAUUAAUUAUUAUUCCUGUUUUGAAAUUAGUUUUCCAAGCCUGUAAAUUUUCUGUGUUCUCUACGUUGUCCAACAUUGGACCGAACUCUAAAGGUCAUUGCUGACAGUAGGCACUCCAAAUGAGAAAGACUGAGAUACGUAGAUGUGUAAGUGAUCAUGAGGUUCAAAAUGUUCACCACAGUAAUCGCAAGCAUACAUUCCAUUGCCUAUUAUAUUUAGAAAAUGAGUUUUGUUGUCUAGAGUUGUUAGCAUUUGGCUUAGUGAUGUCAGAUGUCUCCUGCUUUAUGCAUAGUUCAGUCUUUUGAAUGUCUUCUACUGACUUUACAGGAGUACUAACAGCACCAGAAAAAUGUGAGCGCUGCUAUUCUUGGCUGACACUUCCCAGCCCAAUUGCUGAUGCAGUUGCAGUUGACCAUGGUCUAUCUGUUGAUCUGGACUUGCUUGUGUUUGAUGGAUUUUUGGACAGUAGAGCUCUGAAUGUCAUACAAAUAUGAGUAAUGUAUAGUUUCUGAUUAUAUCAUCGGACUGGCUCUUUCAAAACAGGAAGCUUUCUAUGUAGAAAUUUCAGACCUCAUUCUAAUCAGAAAUCUAUGUGUUUUAGUUUUUUUUCCCUGUGUACAUAACAUGUAAACGCUAGCUGAAUAUCUAUUGGCUGAAUUUGAAUGCAUUUACUGGAGUGACGAAUGAAGAUUAUCUUCAAGUAUUUUGAAAAUGUUGAAAGAACUGCCAUGUGCACUUUGACAUACACAUCUCCAAUAUUUUAUAGUGUAUUCAUAGUUCAAAUUCAAGUUGUAGGUUUACCUGCUGGAGCACAGAAUUCUAUCCCUCUUUCCCCCAAAAAAGCAGAUACAACAAGUUUAGUUAAUGUAUUAACUAAGGAUUUAACGUCUGAGAUACAUAUAUUCAUAUUUGACAACUGCAUAUGCAUAACAAAUAUUAGCUAAAAGCAAACAGAAAAUAGCAGAUGGCUAGAAACCAGAUCUUUAAAAAUGAAUAAAAUGGCCAUAAAAUUGAUUCCACUUGGAUAUUGCAGUAGGGAAUAUCACAUCUGAAAGUGAGCACAACAGAACAUGUUGCAUUCCAUAAAAACAGAUAUUUUAUUACACAUAAAAUAGGACACUUACAAGAUUCCACAAGUGAACAGGCACAUUAAGAGUAAAAAACUCCUUCAGCAGCUAUUUUCAAAAAUUGUGCAUGGGCAGGUCCUUCGUAAAUUCCCUAUGCCAAAAAUCGAACCUAUGAAUGAUGGAUUUGCUCGACCAAAUUCAAGUGUGCGUUCCAGCAACGCAACAUUCUGCGUUCCACCUUAGAUACUGCAGCUAUUCCCCUAAUGAGUUUCGUAGGCAGUCCCUACUUCAACAGAGGCAUAUCGCAUGCUCGAUGAAGUGGAGUCAUAUAUCAAGCUGAUAAUGGAUAAAUAAUACACAAACACAUAUGGUGGAGCUAUAGAAAUACUGCCCUCUCUUCUUAAAGGACCACUAUAGUGCCAGGAAAACAAACUAGUUUUCCUGGCACUAUAGUGCCCUUAAGGGGUCCCACUCCUGUGGCGCUGAGAGGGGAGGAAGGGUUUAAUCGCUUACCUCUUUUCCAGCGCCGGGCUCCCUCGGCGCUGGAGACUCUCCUCCCUCUUCUUCCGUCAUCGGCUGAAUGCGCAUUCUCAAUGCUUUCCUAUGGACGGCAGCGUCUUCUCACUGUGAAAAUCACAGCGAGAAGCGCGGAAGCACCUCUAGUGGCUGUCAAUGAGACAGCCACUAGAGGCUGGAUUAACCCUAUUGCAAACAUAGCAGUUUCUCUGAAACUGCUAUGUUUACAGCAAAAGGGUUAAACCUAGAUGGACCAGGCACCCAGACCACUUCAUUAAACUGAAGUGGUCUGGGUGCCUAUAGUGGUCCUUUAAUACAACCAGAAAUGCUGAAACAGAAACAGAGGGAUACACAAUAGUGCAGAUUAUCCUUAAUACAACAUGUAAAUAUGUGGAUCUCAAUAAAACACACUCACAAGAGCCAUAUACAGAACCUGGCUCUGGUGUGUAUCUCCUCAGGAUCCUUUUUGGCAGAUCCAAACCCUACUGCAGAUGGUAUAAGAGUGAUCCAGCUGUCCUCCCAAAGUGAUAAAUUCGCAGGUAUCAGGUAAAAGGUUAUGUAAGCAAAUUUAAGUCGGCAAACAACCUGAGAAAUCCAAAGCAUCUAGGGCAGGGGUAGGCAACCUACGGCACUAGUGCCAUGCACGGCACUCGAGGUGUCUUUGCACAACACUCAAGGCUGCUAGAGCCAAACAGGCUCUGUCCUAUCAGGAGUCCCCAGUCAAACUUCAGAUAUCUGCUAAUACAAAGAGGUGGUGAAGGACAAUCCUCAAUUUACUCAUUGUAGCACAUAGAGGAAGUGAUCUCAGAUCACUUCCUCCCAGCACUUGUGAAUGGGAAUCCACACAGUAGUAGAGCAGCUCGCAGUUGCUGUUGCAGCUCCUGUCCUUGACCUGUACUUGGCUGGCCUGGUCCCGACUGAAACCCAGGGAAGCCACCCACACUGCUAGAUAUACACAGAAAUGCAGAAUAACCCUUCCCUCAUACAAAUAAUACGGACAGCCCACCCACAAACAUACACACAAUCCGCACAAACGCAUCACCAGUAACAAUCCACAUACAUGCACACAACUCCACAUGCAGCCUCUCACAAUACCCCAAACAGCCCCCACACACUACCAAAUACACAAUGUGACAUAUCCAUCCACACACACAAUUCCACAAGCAGCCCCCAUACACAGCCCACAUUCAUAUGUAUCAUACACGAUACCACAAACUACUAAUGAACAUAUACAAUAUAAUAGCUCAUAUACGCACAAAUACAACGAAACAAAGCUAUUACAGUAAAAAUAACACAAGCAGAAUACGGCAGCAUACACACCUCAAUUUAAAAAAAAUAGGACCGACACGCUACGGGACAUCACAAUCCUAUAUCGGCACAAUGCUGCUAAAAGGUUGCCUACCCCUGAUCUAGGGUGAAGGAUAUACUAUUUGUUUUUGGUUGAUAAUGGAUAUAGCCAACCGGGUUAAAACCACUGGCAGGAAUUGAACCAUUUAUCAUACACACGGAAUUUAGCAAAAUGAAAUUCCCUUACUGGGUAAACUAAAGAUAAUGUAAUUAAACACUAUCUGAUACAGUUAUUGAAAUGGAUUAAUUGUGAAUAAAUACAAUGGAUAAAACUAUAAAAUUAUGUAUGACUGAACUAACAAAUGCAACAGGCAAAAAUUAAAACAUUGUGCAAACACAAAGACAAUGAUUGCGCUAACACAAAGACAAUGAUUGUGCUAACACAAAAACAAUGUUAACCACUCAAUAAAACAAAUGACUGUAUAGCAUAGUGCAGUUUAAAGGUGGUGACACUAAAAUGAAUAUAGGAUUAUAGAAAUAUCUUAAAGUGAUAAGAAGCAGUGAAAAAAUGUUCUGACACUAAAAGAUGUCUAUAAUGACAUAAAAAACAACUGUUGUGAAAAAUAAUGCAAAUUAAAAGUGAUUCACUAAAAUGGGAUUGUGAAAAUAUCAUAAUAAAAUAGUAAGAAGUAAUUUGAGUAUAUUAGUGUCACUAAAGAUAUAUAAAUCCAAGGGCAACUAAGUAUAAAAAAUGUAAGGGAAUCUACAUAUAAAAAAUAAACUAUACUAUGUAUAAAACCAUCUAAAAACAAUAAUAUGACAAAUGAUACACAAAUAAAAAAGAAAAAUUAAUAAAUAAAUAGAGGAGAAGGCGAUGCAUGUAAUCAAUAUUUCUGAUGAAUACAUGCUAAGGAUAAUAUGGACGCCUUAAUGAGGAACCACGUGAAAUAAACAAAUAAAAUGUGAAAUAUAUAAAUAUUGUGGUUAUUCAAUGGAAAGAAAAAAAUAUAUAUAUAAAAUAGGAAGCUUAUGAAUAUUGGGGUUAAAAAAAGGGCACAUCAAUCAGUUAAAGCAUUUAGUUCUAAAUUGACAUCUAGACCCUUUGGUUCUAAUGUGUCCAUGGUGAUAACCCAUGUGACUUCCGUCUUAUCCAGGUCCCUAUCCAGAUGCCAACCUCUCCAAUGAAUAUGAACUUUAUCUAUAGCCACGUAUCUUAACAAUUAAGGAUUUUGGAUGUGAAACAAACUAAAAUGUUUAGAAACAUUGUGUGACUGAAGACCCUAAUCCUAACCUUGAGUGUUCUUUGGGUUCUUCCAAUAUAUUGCUUACCACAUGGACAUUCUAGUAGGUAUAUUUCCCCUGUGGAAUUGCAAUUGAGAUGACAACUGAUUUUAAAAUACCUUUUCCUAACCUUAUAAAUGAAACCAGAAAGUUUCCUCGUCUUACAUGGAUCCAUUCUGCAGCCUUCCCAGUUACCACAUUUAAAAAAAAAAAAUGGUUAAAACCUUGAUAGUCAUCGUUUUAAUCACACUAUUCCCAACAGUUGGGGCAAAAUGGGUUUUCAAAUUGGAGGCCCUUGUUAAAAUAAUUUUGGACUCUAUCACUAAAAAACUUGUUUAGUACUGGAUCACCUUUAAGAAUAUUCCAAUGUUUUCUUGGCUGACAUCUUCUAGCCCUUGGCUGACAUCUUCUAACCCAAUGGCAGUUGACUAUGGUCUUUUCUCUGCACUUAAUAAUUUCGGUUUCCUUUGGUAAUUUUUGGACUGUAGAGCUCUGAAUGCCAUAUAAAUUGGAGGAAUGUAUAGUUUUUUAUGAUAUAAUUUAAGUUGGUUCUUUUACAACAGGAAGCUUUGUAUGUAGAAACAUCUUGCCUUCUUCUAAUCAGAAAUAAUCUACUAUUUAUUCGUGGCUUUUUCCUGUGCACAUAACAUGUAAAAGCUAGCUGAACAUUGUCAAACCGAAUAUCUGUUGGCUGGAUUUUAAUGCAUUUACUGGAGUGACGAGUGAAGAUUAUCUUGAAGUAGUUUGAAAAUGUUAAAAGAACUGCCUUGUGCACUUUGACAUACACAUCUCCAAUAUUUACAAUGUAGUCAUAGUACAAAUUCAGGUUGUAGGUUCAACUGCUGGAGCAACAAUGUGCCGUUGUAAAGGGAUCCAGGGCCAUAUUUAUGAGUCAGGUGCCUGUAGGCCAGAAUUUAAGCAAGUCCCCCCUCCACCCCCAAAACAGCGAGUUUAAUUAAUGUAUUAACUGGACUUUUCAGACAUAUAAGUGUCUGAAAUACAUGUAGUCAUAUUUAACAAUUACGUAUGUAUAUAAGAAUGUAUGUGCAUAUUUCUGCUGCAAGUAGAGUAUGUGUAUUUAGCGGUGUCAAUGCAUGCAGGGUUAAAGACAAUGUACCCUAUUUAACUUGUUUGGAAAACUUUUCAAAUUAUUUAAUAUUUUCUGAUGAAUCUUUAAAAUUAUUAAAAUUAUUUAAAUAUUUUUAUAUAUUUGAAUAUAUUGAUUUUUUUUAAUGUUUUCAUAUUUUGAAAAACAAAAUCAUUUUAAAAGUUAGUCCAAAAAUAUUAAAUUAUUUGAAAAGCGUAUCCAAAAAUAUUAAAUUGAGGCCAGUCUUUAUAAGGAUAAUUUAAGAUUAUGAGGGUUUAGAGUUACAUAGGAUGGAUUCAAAUUUGAGAGGGAUUAUAGAUGAUGUAUAAGGAGUGUUUAGGGUUAAGGAUUAUUAGGGUUAUAGUGGGAUUACAUUUAAUAUUUUGGUACAUGUUUUUUUAGAUUGAGUUUAGGGUCAGAGUAAAUUAAAUUUAAUAUUGAGAUACAUGGAUAAGGAGGGGUUAAAUUUAGGGUUAGGGAAACAACUGUUUAGGCAAUGUGGAGUUUAACAAGUUAUUUGCAAAGUGCUCACACCCCUAUGUAGUCCAGUCAGCCUCCUGUGAAUAAUUGCUAAGCUACACUAGCUGUUCUACAGUGUGCAUCACUCAGUGCUGUCCUCCGAUUAUAGUGUGCACAAUUCAGUGUUGUCCGUGCUCCUCUAGCAUGACCCUUCCCGUGUGAAAGGCUGUUUAGAGGGCAGUUGGUAAGUGAUCCCUUUAUGUUCAGCCUCACAUAGACACUGGUGGAGCUGGGGUGGCAUUCAGUUUUACACCUCUGUAACUGUUACUGAAGCCCUGCCAUCAAACAUAGGAGAUGAAUUAUUAGACUACAAAGGACACUGUCCAAGGCUCCUUAUGCUUAUUUCUCCCCACCAGCCAAACUAAGCUCCAAAAUGGUAUAUUAUAAAUUCUGUAAAUAGAACUUACUGGUAAAAAGGUGCCUACUCUGACAAGUGAGAAAUCUGAACCUGGAGGGAUCCAUAAUUCCCUAUUUCCAUUCACUCCACGCAAACACACAAAGUAUCCCGCUGUCUGUCUUGAUGGUUUUAUAUGGUUCUGUUGCCGUGUUUGUAAUACGAACAAGAGGCCAGGAAAAGGCCACCCCCUGAUGUCUUAGCGUCAAAAUAUGACAGCCAUAAAGAAAGUUACUAGUUCACUAUAAGCAUUCGAGAAUUUGAGGAUAAGUACAUGAAAAUAAAUGUACAAAACGCAAUAAAAUUGUUACAAAUGGCUAACGGGACAAUCUUGAAUGCAAUCGUAUUUUAUAAAAUUCUGUUUUAUUAUGGUACAUUGAUCGUCUAAUGGUGAUUCACAUUAAAUUGAGGAAGCUACUUUAAAAGUAAUGCUUUCCUUUGCUAUUAUGCUUUGAAAUUACAAGGGAUAAAUCUCAUUUAAAGAACAGCAUUUGAGGCAAGACCAACAAGGGGAAAAAGGCUUACCCCCAACUUGCCCGCUCACAAUUCAAAAGCCUAAUACCCGAUGCAACCUCCUUAUACUGGGGGCCCAACGAGAGAUUACCCCUACGCCCUUUCCACAUGUUUGGAGGGGUCAACGUAGAUUACAAGACCGCUCUCGUGGAGCACGCUACACGCUCACAGCAGAGAGGUAACCCGCUGAAACCGGUCCCACUACAUGACGGGACACUGCCACGCCGAACUGACCCCCUUGACCUCCAGGAUGGGUAUAGGCUGACAGACGCAAAUGGCCACGGGGAGAUGUAUUACUCACCGCCACUACCACGCACUGUCCGCUGUGAAUGCCUCUUAUGGUAACUGGGCGCAUGCCUCUUUGCACCUGAGGUACCCAGCGGCACUAACAAUACUGCAUCCAGUGCUAACAUUAGACAUCAAACAUGUACAUAUUAACCCUCACUGAAUAUAACUCAAAUGCAAUGUAGUGUAUGAUGCAUAGUAGUGUUUGCUCUGAAAUUCACUCUUGCACUGGCGAAUGCUUUCUCAUGUGUGGUCAGUCUGUUCAGUUAUAAGCAUCAUGUCUAGUCUAAUAACUAAGCAUGUUCUUGACAGCCAUAAUUUUAUCUACACAUACCUAGUGCCUGCUGAAAUCCUACCCAGCUAUACAGUUCGGCAGCUUUACAUAGCGAUGCUUACGCUCCUCCUGUAUAAUGCAGAUUAGUUUGCCAUGUUAAAGCCUAUCAAGCGAAGUCUUUAUUGUUUUACUUGUUUUGUGCCUGCAAUAACCUCUACUCCUGUGACUUAUAGAUCUUUAUAUACCUGUCACUAGAAGCAACAGACAUGUCACCUCAAGCUAGCUAUACUACUUUAGCUUAAACCAUACUGUUCAUAGCUUGUUUAUGUUAUCGUCACCUUUUUUAUUUAAAAAUAGCAUGACAAUCUGUAGAUGUGCAUGUGCUAGUUUAAGAAUAUAAAACACCUUACAUGGUUGCAACUUGUGUACCAUUACAAUAUGUAGAGCUCAGGUGAAAUAAGGUUAAACACUGCAGCACUCUGUUAGAGAUGCAUAAAUAGUGUUUUGCCAAUUUUGGCCUCUUGGUGGCAAUAUAUGACUAUAAACGCAGCAGGCUGUAAAACCGUAACAUAAAAAAAGAAAAUUACAAAACACUGUAAACGUAUAUAAUAAUGCAAAAAUGCAAACAGCACUUGCUGUGUUCUUUAAGUUUGAUAAUGGAUGUAUUUUUUAUUUAAUAAUUACAAAAAAUUUCCCUGCUGCAGAUAUCUAUUUUUUAGCUAUAUUUCCAUUUCUUUCCUCACUAUAAAUGGUUUGGCAAUAAGCACUAUAUUCAAGGCUACAAAGCUGCUAAAAAUUCUACAAUUGGCAAAAGUCCCUAAUCUGCAGUGUUUCGGUACUUUGCAUCCUGAGCAGGCUACCUUUUCAUGUGUAUCAACCUCAAAGUAACCAUUUUGCCAUGUACAUAUACUUUAAUUAUAAAAUCAAAAGGAAAUACUAUUUGCAUUUCUCUUCAUGUUAAAGAUUUUAUUUUAAUAACAGAAUUGUGUUCUGCUUUGUACAACAUCCAAUGUUUAAUUUAACUCUACACUGAGUGGCGCAAGAGCAAGGUCCGUCUUUGUCUGACUUCACUGCAAAUUCCGUUCAUCGCAAGCUGUGUCACUUGUUAAUGAUCGAUGGACCACAACUUGUCUGUCAACUCCUACCCAUCCUUUUAACAGUUACCUGCUGUUCUCUUUUCAUGCUUUAAUGCAGAUUUGUCACUUAGCACUUUUUCAUAAAAAUGCAAUCUUAUUUUUUUUCAAGACGUUUGUCUUUUUAUAUACUCGCAUUUUACCCCAUUUAGAGAAAGCCAUUUUUUUUUAAACAAAAAAAUAUUAUCAACCUUUUUAUGUUCCAUCUUGGAAAGACUAUUUGGAGCCAAAUACAGUUUUAUAUCAACAGCUCUAAGCUAUAAAUAAUGAAUAGUUUUUGAUUAUUUACCAACUCUUUUAACUGGAAACCUGGCAGAACAUGUCAUGUUAUUUUGUAGUAAUUUAGGUCCUGCACAGAACUAGACUAAUAAUAAUCAAUGUGGCAGUUUAUGGGACCCUUCUUCCAAUUAUGAGAGCCCUUUCCUUUCCAAACGAAUGCAAAUAGUGGACCUACAAAAGUGAAAUUGUACUGGAAGCCCAUCUAAUAAGUUAGACUUCUUAAGUAGUUGAACUGGGUUCCCCAGGAUAUAAUGGGAACCAGAAAUAGAGAUAGUCCAUGGUCAACCCUCUCAUCACCUCGUAUGUAGGUUGUGAGAGAUUAUGCACGGGACUAAACAUCACCCGUGCACCCUCAAGUCCAGCGGGAGGGAUUGUGAUUUACAUAAGGGAGUAGUUCAGGUUGUCCCCUAAAGUUUCUCAAAUACAUUUAAUUAGAGACCAAGCAGGCCUUUAUAAUACUAACAAACCCUUUAUGUCAGACUUCUCAAACUCCACCCUCAAAGAUUUUUCAGAACUUCGACUCCCAACAUUCUCUGACUAUCUACUGCAUUCAAAUAAUUAUGGUAGUUGUAGGCCAUCAACAUCUGACACGCCAGUGGUUGAGAUCCCUGUUUUAUGUUCUUCAGUGCCCCGGAAAAAUUAAUAAAGUGCACUGUUUUUUUGGCUUCUAAAAACUCAUGUAAAAUGCAUAAACCACUUGAAAACAAUAUACUGAGUUUUUAGUUAGUCUUCUCAACAGAGAUUUGGAAACCAAACAGAGAUUUGCUGGGAAACCAUUCAUCUCACAAUGUGACAUCUUUUGUGGUCUUUCUGCUUCAUAUUUCCCAACAUUCCCAAGAAAAGUAAUAGACUUUUUGUCCCUGUAGUUCAUUUUUCGGCUUUCAGAGGAAAUUUCUAUAACCCUACAGUGCGAAAUGAGCAGAAAUCUUAUGCAGUUGCAUAGACCAAGUGUUAAAAAGAAAUUGGAGAGUACUGCCUCGAUUUAGUAGGAACUCAACAAUUCUACAAACUCUGUGAUUAUCAUGUUGGAAUAAACAUGCAGUGUUACAUUAAUACCGUAAAAGAACAAACAGACCUCACCGUUGUUACCUCCAAAACACAAUUAUUUUACUGUUUCCUGCUCAAAUGUAUACUGCUUCCUGAUACUUCAAAUGUUUGCAUUUUAAUAGUUUAAGUGAUUUAUUUGUUGGAUAUAACAAGAGGCCUCUUUAAACUUUACAUUCAAAGAGGGUAAUUUAAAAAAAAUAAAAAAUUGUUUGUGCGUUUAGGUUUUUAAAUAUUCAACCAUAUUAAAAGUGAUUGGUUUUGGGGUCAGUGCCUGACAGCCUUGCUGACCGGUCACAUGCUGGAGAGGCUCCUGCUGAAUUUUGCUUUUUCAGCUGAAAUUCUGGAUUCACGGCUAACAUCUAAGCAGUGUAAUUUUAUCAAAUGUGAAGGCAAUUAUUGGCGCUACCGUGGACUCCAAGAUCAAGAGUUUUGAGGCCGCUGCGGGUGAUAUGAAGCUUCGGAGCAUGCGGCUUACUUGGAGAGGAGCGGGGCAGACAGCCGCUGCUCUGUUCAUAUAUCUGGGUGCCACAUAACAGCCCCGUGACACCCCUUGCAGGCACCGAUGUCCCCAAUGGGCCGGCGGGAGUUAUACCGGUCCCCACUGGAGGGAGCCGAUACUAUGAAGACCAUCCAUGCACAGCUUACCCAGCGUUCAGACUCCUGUGCCAAGCCGACAAAAUGGCGGCCGCAUGACCUACACUGGGCACAGCUGAACUAACUGCACACAGACAGCCUAAACAAUGCUGACAAUCAGCAGAGCAACUAUGGCUACCUUGGCCUCAGUACCUGGACCCUAGGCCGGUCUCCACGACUGCCUUCCUGGACUUUGGGCCCCCAGAGGACACUCCUCGAACCACAGCCCCACUCCUGGGCACAACACUAUAGUCAGGAUCUCCGUUUUCAGCCAUUAGUGGUACCGGAAGCGGGAGCACAAGUGGUAGGCUCAUGUAAUGGCACCACCAGACUUACCUUCCUUUCAGGACUCUGCAUUCACUUCUCCUUAGUCAGAGGCAGGAAUGAGCUGAACCCAGAGGACUCAGGAUGCCUGUCUGCAUGCCUUUUCAAGCAAUCUGUGGAGCAGGCCCCAGAGAGCUGCGUGGCUUUCCUUAAGAAACUCCAGUAGCAUAUAUUAAUCUUGGUUUAACAUGUUGUUUUUUACACUUACUUUAUUCAGUUUUAUUUUGGUUCUUUUUUAUUAACUCAGGCACUGUUUAGCACACUGUUGGGCAUCUGAAAUUUUGGCAAUUGAUAUAUCUAGGAGUUGUAUACUGCAUGUGUUAUCGACUAGAGCUAAACACGCAGUCAUGACAGCAUUAUAUCCUUCUGAGCAUAGAUUAUUGUGUAUUGAGCUUCACUCCCCUAGCUAACACUACAGCUUAGCCAUGCUCAAAGUUGAUUAGGUUGUUAACGUUUAAAUGCCAACACAGAGUCAAACGGGAACGUAGAAUAGAGUGGUUCUGGUUUUGAUGGGUUUUUUGGGUUUCAGUGUAUAUCAAACUACUUGUCUAAGCAAUACACAUUUUUUGUAUUAGUUUCCUCUUUCCGUUCUUUUGCGUUAAGGACAGUUCACUGGGUUUGCACAUUUUUUAUGUUUCCACCCACAUUUGUCUCACUUUCUUAAAGGUAGCUACUAUUUAAUAGUACUAUUUUACAAGGGUUAAAAAAAACCUUGUAAAAACACACACAGUGGGUAAAAAAAGAGCCACUUUAAAAAGGCUCAAAAGUAUGUGAGUGACCCAAUUGGGAGAGAAUUUAUGGAAUCACUGUGCGCAUUAACUACACAAUGAUCUGCUUCUGUAUUUUUUGUAAAUUUCUAUGUCUGCGAACAGAACUUUUUACUAUGUAUGGUAACUAUAACCACUGUGCGUGCUGUCACCUGAGUUCUCAAUGCUGACUGCCAAGUCCAAAGGACUUGCAGGAUAAAGUGAUGUGGAUUCCUACAAUUCUACAAACUUUAUUUUUCACAGAUCACAAAUACAUAUUUGUUAAAUAUAGGGGAUUAACAACCAUAAUAGCAAAAAUAUUAUGAAGAGACAAUUUACUGUUUAAGCAAGAUGAAAUAUGGAUUAAUACUGCUAUGUUGCGUUCAACAUAUAUAUGUUCUGGUAAAAAGGUAAAAUUUGUUAGUAAUAUUAUAUAACGAGGAGUAGAACGUCUGAAACGCUCUCGCAGUAUCCUGUGGGAAGGGCGGAGUACACCGAAGCUAACUUAAGUGGUUGCACUUGAGUGUGUGGUUGUGGACCCCUCAGCAUCCGUGCAAGAAGCCUACCUCCCUUAUUGUAUUAUAUUAUAUAUUAAUAUAUAUUUUAAUAUAUAUAAUAUGUUAUAUAUAUAUAUAUAUAUAUAUAUAUAUUAUAUGAUAAUAGAAGAAGCACUUAGAGUGCUGUAUCGCCCUGUAGUGUUGGUGUGUGAGGAGCAUCGCUACCUUUCGCUUAGCCUCCAGCAAAUCCCUGUACAUCGCCUCAACCUGGGAUCAAGUUUCCAAAGUGGCAAUAAGGUCAUUAAGGUCAGACCUUUGUUGUAUUGCUUCUCUUUACUGUCUAGUAGCUAUCUGUAUGAGGCAUUCCGUAAGUACACUAUUGUGAGCCUCCCACACUGUCACACAAGACACGUCAACUGAAUUGUUUUCUGCAAAAUAAUAAUCUAUGGCCUGGAUCACUUGCUCCUUUACAACUGGAUCUGAAAGCAUCGCCUCAUUAAGUCUCCACAUCCAUUCCACUGGUCUAGACAGGGGCGACUCUAGCGUUAUUGAACUGGACUAUGGCUAAACCAUUGAAUCUCUGCCUUUGGCAGAUGGGAAAGGUCUUCUUGCUGCAUGAACAGGUAGUCUAUCUGGGAGUAGUGGCCAUGGGGAGCCGAGUAAUGAGUGUAGUCUUUAACAUCAGGGUUAAAUGCUCUCCAGCACUCCACCAACUGCAAUUCCCAUGAGGCUUAACGAAUGGCUCUAAUAAUUAGGUGAGAAAAUUUAGAUGGAAGAAUCCAAAAUAGGGUCCAGAAGUACAUUGAAAUCCCCACCCAGGAUUAGAAUUCCCUUAGCAAAAUCCUUCAGGCUAUUCAAUGUUCUACGGAUACAUUUUCGCCAUUUAUGGUUGGGAACAUAAAUGGACGCUAGAGAAUACUUUCUAUCUGCCACAGUACCUUUCACUAACAGCUGCUUGUCCUCUGGAUCCCUAUAACGGUCCUGGUCCUGGAAUUUUUACAUCACCGGCAAAGACGCAAAAUUCGUUUUAUUUAUUGUGCUAUUCCAAUUGCUAGCAAAAUCAUAUAUUUAAUUUUAUUCAAUUUUGUCUCUAAUGAUGCCAUAUUUCUAUACCGUUAGCAUAGGUAAAGAAAGCAUAUAUUGUGACACUGCAGCAUCAAACAAGUCUCAUGUUGUAGCUAUACACAAGCAAUUUAACAUUUUUAGAAAUAAGUAUUUCUGUAUUUUCAGUAAUUCAGGGUUUUAGUAUUUUCUGUCUUCUCUAAAGCACAGAGUAUGGAUGUGUGGGUCCUAUCUAUAUCCCCUGACCCCAUCCAAACACUAAGGUUUAUAGUCAAUGAGCAGGUUUAAAAAAAAAAAAAAAAAAAUACUAUAUACACAAACAAAAUCACAACAGCCGGAAUUAUAUAAUAAUGAAAAAUGUAAUAAUGACAUUUUGAUUUUGUACCAGCCUUAGAAAUCUUGUCACUGACAUGCAAUUCUCAGUCACCAUGGCAACCUGGUGACUUGCAUUUGUUCAGACUAGAUUGCACCAUAUUGAUGAACCUGAAUGUAUCAUACCUAAAAGUGUAAAGUAUAAAAAUAAGAGGACCUGUACGUAUGUACCACAACCGAUUAUAAAUGCUCUCAGAUACACAUACCAUCCAUAUACAGGCAAUGCAAUAAUACAUACAGGAUUUAUUUUGCCAUUUUCUCAUUAUGGCUCAUUAUUAUUAUAAAAAUAAUCAAAAUUGCAUGCUUGUGCAUGAAAUACAGGGACAGGUUCACCAAUCAAAUAAUUUUCAGUCAGAUGUAACUUACUUUCAAAGUUUUUAUCUCUGUAAAUAAAACUUUCAUCACACACAAGAGGGUCCUGCAGGAUGUAGCAAGCUAUGAACAGAGCAGGAAAUAAGACAUUCUAAAUUAAACAGACUUUGUAAUAAAGGAAGUGUAAACAUUAGAUGACUCUUUACAGGAAGUGUUUAGGAAGGCUGUGUAGGUCACAUGCAGGGAGGUGUGACAAGGGCUGCAUAAACAAAGUGAUUUAAAGGACCACUAUAGUGCCAGGAAAACAUACUCAUUUUCCUGGCACUAUAGUGCCCUGAGGGUGCCCCCACCCUCAGGGACCCCCUCCCGCCGGGCUCUGGAGAGAGAAAGGGGUUAAACACUUGUCUUUCUCCAGCGCCGGGCGGGGAGCUGUACUCCUCCUCUCCUCCUUGCUUGCGACGUCAUCGGCUGAAUGCGCAUGCGCGGCAGGAGCCGCGCGCGCAUUCAGCCGGUCGCAUAGGAAAGCAUUUACAAUGCUUUCCUAUGGACGCUUGCGUGCUCUCACUGUGAUUUUCACAGUGAGAAGCAGGCAAGCGCUUCUAGCGGCUGUCAAUGAGACAGCCACUAGAGGCUCUGGAGGCUGGAUUAACCCUAAGUAUAAACAUAGCAGUUUCUCUGAAACUGCUGUGUUUAUAAAAAAAAGGGUUAAUCCUAGAGGGACCUGGCACCCAGACCACUUCAUUAAGCUGAAGUGGUCUGGGUGCCUAGAGUGGUCCUUUGACUCCUAAAUGGCAGAGAAUUGAGAAGAGAGCAGGGGCAUGAUCUAUACCAGUGAUGGCGAACCUAUGGCACGUGUGCCACGGGUGGCAUGCCGGGCCCUCUCUGUGGGCACGCGGCUCCUCAACACAGCACAGCACCCCUAACCCCCUCGACACAGCACCCCUAACCCCCUCGACCCAGCACCCCUAACCCCCACACAGCACAGAUCCCCUAACCCCCACACACACAGCACCCAGCCCACACAAACACACACAGCACCCCUCACACACUCCACACCCUUACACACAAACACAUGCACUGCACCCCUCAAUGCAGUAUGUGUGUACUCAGCCGUCUGUGUAUGUACGCAGCAGUCUGUGUAUGUAUUCAGUGGACUGUGUGUGUAUGUAUUCAGCGGACUGUGUGUGUGUUCAACAGACUGUGUGUGUGCGCGCGUGUUCAGCAGAAUGUGUGUGUGCGCGCGUGUUCAGCGGACUGUGUGUGUGCGUGCGUGUGUUCAGCGGACUGUGUGUAUGCGCGUGUGUUCAGCGGACUGUGUGUGACCGCAUGUGUUCAGCAGACUGUGUGUGGGCGCGCGUGUGUUCUGCGGACUGUGUGUGCGUGUAUUGCAUUUGUUGGAGAUACUAAUAAAUAUAAGCUUAAUUUUAUCUAUUUAUAUCAUUAUUUAAAAUUUGUAUUAUUGAACUCUCUGUUGUGUUCUUCUUUUAAAACAAAAGUUGUUAAUUAGUUUGGACAUCUGUACCAGUUGUUUUUUCUAAACUUAAACCUCCGUAUUCAGGUUCAAUUGCUGUGUUGGCACUUUGAGGAAAAAAAAGUUGGCAUGUAUUGCGGUUUGGGCACUCCGGCUCAAAAAGGUUUGCCAUCACUGAUCUAUACACUAAAACGGCUCCAUGAAGCUAAAGUUGUUUUUGUGACUAUAGUGUCCCUUUAAGUAUAGUAAGUAAACAUGGUUUAUGAAUUUUACUAUAUUAGGGCCUCUAUAAGGGUUUAUGAAUUUUACUAUAUUAGUUAAAAUGGUAAGUGUAAUCACUGCCAUAUAGAUAUUUGUCUAAAUAUAUUAGCAUUUUUAUGUAUCUGCCUGUAGCUGAUCUGAAUGGACACAUUCUUUGUAUACCUAGCUAGUAGCCUGUAAGUUCCGCUCUGAUCAAUACUUUACCUGGAGAUUUUGGACCAUGUUUAUUUGUUAUCAUCAAACAGUUCACACAUAUCCAUCCACACCACAAAACCGUUUGGAUUUUACUUUUUCUAAGAAGUUUCAAUAGGCACACAGAAAAAAGAAAACGGUAUGUUAGUAUUUUUUAUCACCCGGUAAUUACAUGUAGUUACAUUUGUGGCCAUUGUAUACAGAAUAGUGGUACAAGCAUGUUUUCCGAUGAUCAUCAUCAGAUUGUUGUACAUAAUAAGAUGUCGACAGACAAUAACCACUGCUUAAGAGUGGGAAGUGGAAAGAAAUGACAAAGGGAGGAAGAGAGAGGAGAAAAAAAAUGGAAUGGUUUGAAUGUGGGAGGGAUCGGGUAAACUGAAUGUGCUUAAUUGGAUUGCGAUCUAGGUAUUGUGUGUUUAUUAAAAUCAUUUUUAUGUGAUGGGCAUUCUUUAUUCACAGAUUAAAUAUACUCCUCUUUUAGUGUAUUUUAUAAAUCAAGUGGUUCAGACAUUUCUAUACGGAUGUAAAAACAUGAGUUGUUUUUUUUUUUUAAAUGAAUGCAAUAUUUUGUAAAUCCCUUGCAUUCGGUCCUUCAACUUUUUUUUUUUUCGUCACAGGUUGUUGCAAACACGUGUUCUGAAAAGCAGUACUCGAAAGAUGGCAGAUGUUGUGACCAGUGUCCGCCUGGUAAGUGAGAUUUGUGAUUUAUAGUUUAGACUUUCUAGGAUAGAUUUAUGAAUUCCAAAAUAGGCUGGCAUUUGCAGACUGGCCAAGGCACCCAAACUAGGGCCACCAAUGCUUAAGUGGAUAGUAUGAACACAUAGGAGUGUGCUUGAUGUUGCAUGAAUGUCCACCAUCUUAUGUGGUACCCUGUUACCAGGGCUCAAAAAUUCAAGUCCUAUGCAACUUGACAGUCUUAAAAAUUACUCACCACCUCAAGACGGGAGGGUCUGUGGCACCACCCGCUUGGCGUGAAUUUCUACUUAUCAGGGCUGAAUUUUCACUUGUCAGUGGCCAAGCGACCAAGUGGACUAGUGGCCAAGCGGGAAUUUUAAAGCCUCUAGGUUUAGUUUGCUUUGGAGUUUUCAUUAGGGCUAUGUGUGGUGUCUCCGUUCAUGUAUUGGCAGUAUAUAUGUAACUCAGUGUACAUAACAUAUCUAAUAUAUUGUACAGCCUGUCCUAUAUAGGUACAUUGCUAGAAAUAGUGUAUCUUUUGUGGGUACAUUAUUAUACGCAUCAUAGUGUGUUUGGAAUUCCUUACUAAAUGAAGCAGCUUUGCUAUGUGUUCAUUAUCAGAUGUAGAGGGUCAUCUAUAUAUAUUGUUAGAUAAAGGAAGUUUGAUAUCAAUAUAUAAUCAGAUGGAGCAGGUGUUUAUUGGAUACAUUAUUUAAAGGAACACUAUAGUCAACUAAACAACUUUAGCUUAAUGAAGCAUUUUUAGUGCAUAGAUCAUGUCUCUCAGGUUUCACUGCUCAAUUCACUGCCAUUUAAUAGUUAAAUCACUUUGUUUCUGUUUAUGCAGCCCUUGUCACACCUCUCCUGACUCUGAUUGAUGCAGCCUGCAUGAAAAAGAAAACUGGUUUCACUUUCAAUCAGAUGUAAUUUACCUUAAAUAAUUUAAUCUCCUGCACUGUAAAUUGAACUUUAAUCACAUACAGGAGGCUAUCGCAGGGUCUAGUAAGCUAUUAACAUAGCAGGGGAUAAGAACAUCUAAAUAAAACAGAACUUGCAAUAAAGGAAGGAUAAACUUUAGAUGACUCUUUACAGGAAGUGUUUAGGAAGGCUGUGCAAGUCACAUGCAGGGAGGUGUGACUAGGGUUCAUAAAAAAAGUAAUUUAACUCCUAAAUGGCAAAGAAUUGAGCAGUGAGGCUGGAUGGGCAUGUUCUAUACAGCAAAACUGCUUCAUUAAGCUAAAGUUGUUUUGGUGACUAUAGUGUCCCUUUAGUGGAACAUCAGUAAAGCAAACGUGCUAGAUAAAUACAGUGUGAUAUGUUGAUUGCUUCCAGUGUAUAUAGUAUAUAAUGAAGUAUACAUUGUAUCAAUGUCUUGAAACACAAGUCAUGUUUCCUGUAAUAAUUGGCCAUAUAUUCAACUAUUCAUAACAAGUACAUGCCUCAUUUGGAUAUUUUUAUUUCUCCUGGGUACAGGUGAGUAGAUAAAAUAGCUUUCUUUGGAGUAUAUUUAUAUAUGGGAUGGAUCUUCUUAUUGUACAUGUAGAGAAGGGUUCUACACACACAUAAUAUUUAAUAUAGAAAACUGAAGGAGGAAACAUACUCCAAAAGAGGAAUUCUGAGUAAAAAUAGUUAUUUAUUGAUAUAAAGUUAAAAAUGACAUAAAAGUGAACACAAAACAUGCGCAACCUCUAGUUGAGAAGAAGUGCUACAAAAAAGGUAUAUAAAAAAAAUAUAGAAAAGUGGGGGACGUAAAAUAAACUACUACAGUAAAUAAUAUUGUUUAUUUUUGCCCCAAUUAGCUUAUUUGUUAAUUCUCAGAUCUAGAACAGAACAGUGUAGAGAGAUUUAGAAACCCUUAUGUCUGGUGAAACAGUCUAUCAGUUGAAUAGUCUAAAAAUCAAAGUUUAGCUCUGAAGACUGUGAGCUAUAAACUGUACAUUAACAGUAACAAUUCCUCGCAUCGAGCAUCUGUAGGAAAUGUCAACAUUAGGCUGUAAUAUUAGCGAAAAGAGCCCUUUAAAAUAAUGAAAGUUGGGAAAAUACAGAGGUACAUAGUUUCAAGGCAAGAAAAAUAGGAUAGGUUAAUUGUAAAGAGUUACGAGUUAUGGUGAAGCUAAAGUGUGUACUGGGGAAAGCUAAAGUAUAUACUUUUAGCCAAAUUCUGAGGGUUCAUACCUCGAUGGAUGGAUAAAAGCACCGCCCAUCUACUUGAGCCAAACUGUCCCUACAGUCAAUAGAGAUUCUCUCACCUUACACCUCUAUGGGUAAGUAUAACACUUUGCCCAUCUCCUCGUACUGUAACAGCUAGCCCUCAACCUCCUAACUAGAUAGCUACCUAAAAUAUCAAAAACAUCAAAUUGACACAAUGUGAAACACCAUCACUUCGUCCCACCACCAUAAAUGAGUGCAUCAAACACGCAGUCUCAUGGCAUCCGUAAAGAUGUGUAAAGAUUAUCUGACGUAAGUUUUGGUGCCAUAAAUAGGCACUUUCAUCAUAAUUGAAAAAGAUGUGUGCUUUUUGUUCACUUAAUGUGAUUUUUAAUUUUAUAUUAAUAAAGGGUUCCUUUUUGCUCAGGAUCUAUCAAGGAAACCACUCUUCAUGAAUAAGUUUCCUACUUCAGUUUCUACUUUUAGUUAUUAGGAUUACCCUCACAGUUAUUAGGAUUACCCGAUUUUACGGCACUGUCCUGUUCUUUGUACAGAGGCACCUAUUUAGGCACCAACUGUUCAAUCUUCUUACGGUUAAUUGGAUACAUUACUUAAUGAAAUCAGUCUCUUGUAUAUAUUGCCACAUUAAAUUAUCUAUGUCUACAUUGACCGAACACAUGUUCCAUGCAUUAUCAAUUGGAUGCCUGUGUAUACACAGAGAGAUAGAGCAGGUAUUCCGGAUAUUUUUUAUUUUUUUCGGUAGAACCAAUCGACUCUGAAUUCCUUGUUAGAUGGAACAAGCUCUCUGCAUGUUCAUUGAUGCAUGGAAUAUGUGCUUUGGAUAUAUUGUUACAUGAAGCACCUCGUAUAGUUUGAUGGGGAAGGUGUCCUAGAAUUUGUCUUAACCCUCUAACUCUAACUGUUCUUACAACAUCUCUUUUAAAAGUGCAAACAAUAGCUAUUCCAUAAGGAUCUGUCUUUGUUUCCACUCUCUUAGUUAAUUCUAUAUCGGCAGUCUACCUAAGCUUGUCUUCUCUCAUGGAUUCCAUUUCUUUCCAAACAAUAUAAAGAUCUUCCUAUGUGCUAUUUCCCAUUUAUAUCUCUACAACCCUUAUCUUACGAGAUCUUUAGAUUAUUUUUUAGAAGUGUAUCAUACUGCAUAUGCCAAUAUGUUAGAUGUGUUACAUUUUAUUUCAAAGUGCUGUUAGAUGGAGUCGGUGUCAUAUUUAGACAUCUUGGAAUGAAGUGGAUCUCCUAAGAGACGAUAGUUAAGUUGGUAUUGGGUGUUCUCUGGAAACAAGAUUAAAGAACAUUUCAAAUGAGUUGUCAGGGAACAUUGAUCUGCUGUGUCCUUAUGUUGGUUAAAAGAAUGCACUUGCAAGUGAAACUAUGAGUGCAGUGUGUCCCUUAUUUUCCUCUAGAGAUUUUGAAUAAGUACAUUAUGGUAAAUUAAUCUCUUACAGCUACACUGAUAGACAAAAUACAUCUCUGAUAUAUUUUAUUUUGUUUGUUUUGAAUAUUCGUUUAAGGGUUUCUCCUUGCUUAUAGUUUUGGGAUGCUGAAACUUACUUGCUUUUUACAGGACAUAAAGUAGGCAAAGACUGUGAUGAGCAGAACACUACCAUCUGUUUGCCAUGUGAUGUGGGGGAAUUUCAAAAUAAAUGGAACUCGGAAGCCAGCUGCCAUCAACACAACUACUGUGACAAUAGUAUGACCCUUAUUGUACUUUUAUUAUUAUGUUAUUAUUUAUAUAGCGCCAACAAAUUCCGCAGCGCUUUACAGUGGGUGGAUGAACAAACAUGAAGUUGUAACCAGACAAGUUUGACACAGGAACAGAGGGGUUGAGGGCCCUGCUCAAUGAGCUUACAUGCUAGAGGGAGUGGGGUAAAAUGACACAAAAAGAUAAGGAUAGUAUUAGACUAGUGACAGUUGCAGAAGAGGAAUCAGUCAAGAGCUAUUAACAGUUCAAUUGAUACGCUUUUAUGAAGAAGUGGGUUUUCUAACGAUUUUUUGAAGGAGUGGAGGCUGGGUGAGCAUCUAACGGAGGAGGAAAGUGAGUUCCACAGGAACGGUGCAGCCCUCGAGACGUCUUGAAGACAAGCAUCAGACGUGGGAGUACGGACAGAAGAUAGACAUAAGUCUUCAGCAGAGCGUAAGGACCUAGACAGGACAUAGUUGUGUAUUAGGGAGGAUAGAUAGGUGGGAGCAGCAUUAUGUAGAGAUUUGAAAGCAAGAACCAGAAUUUUAAAUUGAGCCCUAUAUAUUACAGGAAGCCAAUGUAGGGACUGACAGAAGGGUGAGGCGUGGGAGGUGCAGGCGGACAGGAAGAUGAGCCUCGCCGCUGCAUUUAUUAUGGACUGUAACGGCGCAAGUCGGGAGCACGGAAAACCACUGAGAAGCGGAUUACAGUAGUCAAGGCGAGAAAGUACAGUGGAAUGGGCCAGCACCUUAGUCGCAUCUGGCGUUAAGUAGGGUCGGAUGCGCGCAAUGUUUUUGAGAUUGAAGCGACCGGAUUUGGCGAUAGACUGAACAUGAGGCGUGAAGGAGAGGUCGGAGUCAAAGAGAACAACUAGGCAGCGAGCCUACGUGGUGGAGCUGAUGGCAGCACUGUUGUCUUUGAGGGAGACGCACAGGUGUAGCAACACUUGAGGGAGGAAAGACCAGAAGUUCUGUUUUGGACAAGUUGAGUUUAAGGAAGUGGGCAGCCAUCCAGUUAGAAAUAGCAGAGAGUCAGUCAGAGACACUAGUCAAGAGGGACGGGGAGAGAUCAGGAGAGGAGAUAGAUUUGCAUGCCAUACACAUGGACAUGAUAUUGGAAGCCACAGGAGCUAAUGAGUUUACCAAGGGAGGCAGUAUAGAUAGAGAACAGUAGGGGACCAAGGACUGAACCUUGAGGGACACCAACAGAGACGAGAUGGGGAGAAGAAGCAGAGCCAGAGAAAGAAACCCUAAAAGAGUGCUGGGAGAGGUAGGAGGAGCACCAGGAGAGAGCAAUACCUUGUAGACCUAUAUUGCGGAGGAUAAGAAGAAGCUGUUGAUGAUCAACAGUGUCAAAAGCCGCAGAAAGGUCAAGGAGAAUUAGGAUAGCAUAGUGACCACGAGAUUUUUCAGUGAGUAGAUCAUUGGAUAAUUUGGUCAGUGCCGUUUCCACAGAGUGUCUAGCAGAGAGUUGGACUCGAGGAAGUCUGUCAAUCUCACAUACACAACCCUUUCGAGGAUCUUGGACGCAAAAGGCAGUAGCGAGAUAGGACGGUAGUUGGACGAGGAGUUUGGGUCAAGGUUGGACUUCUUUAGAAUUGGGGUUACAGUUGCAUGUUUGAAGGACGAUGGAAAUAUGCCACAGGAGAGAGAGAGAUUGAGAAUUGUAGUUAGAGGUAGAGAAAGAGAAGAAGACAGAGUACGGAUGAGAUGCGAGGGAAUUGGAUCUAGGGAGCAGGUGGUGAGUUGGGAGGACUGGAGCAGAGCAGGCCAUGCUGUCUUUUGAAUCUUUUUGUCCGUAUCUUGUUUCUUUACAAUGUCUUUUUUUUUGUUUUGUUUUUUUACUGUACUUCACCUUUAUUUCUGUAGAUGUAUCUACUUUGUUUCCUUAUCUCUCCAUCAUCUUCUUCCCCUGCUUUAAUUCUCUUUAGAUGCCGGCCUUGAACUGGAGAGUGAGGGGACCAAUGUCAAGGAUGUGCAGUGCAGGUGUCAGAAUGGCAGGCAUUGCUCCAGUCAGUCAUGCGAAACGUGCAUUCAAAACAAGGCUUGCGACCUUGGAGAAGGAGUCAUACAGAAAGGUGAAGCAAAUACUGAUACUAUUGGGUUGGCUUCUGUCUUUAACCUACCAGGCUUUUGGGUCACCCCUAAUUCAGGCCCAUUCUUGAUAGUUUCAAGAUUUGUCAGACGUGAUUAAUAAUGUGCAAAAUUCAAUCUUUUUGACUACAUCAGGGUCAGAAGAGUCAGAAGAAAUAGCCCCUCUGUCUUAACUGCCACUUCUUACUUUAAUAUGGUACCUUUGUGGUCAUAGCAUACACAAAUGCAGAAUCCCUAAAUGUGAUAAAGGUAAUGUAUUUAUUGCAUCCUUCACUCAAUAUUUACCUAACUCCUCUUUAUUUAUUUCCAGCUUAUAAGCAUUUUGAUACUCAAUGCUCACCCUGCCCACAUGGGAAAUUCUCCAAUGUAAAGUCAGACACCGAGGAAUGUCAAUCAUGGACUAGGUAAGACAUACAUGUAGGAGAACAAUCCAAGAAAGAAUGAAUGUAAUAUGCACUUCAUGGAGAACAUUCUGUCUGUUGAGGUUACAUGCAUAUGAGAUAAUUGCUAUUUACUUCUAUUUUUUAUUUUCAAUUUUUUUUUUUAAAUCACGAUUGAGAAUUUUGAAAACAGUACAAUCCAUCAAACAAAAUAGAUAGGAAAUGUGGUACAAUUGCAUUGUAUGCAAGAAGUAGACUAGCGUGGUAUAUAAAAUUGAUAUGAUGAUCCAGAGGUCAUUUUGUGCAUUUUGUCCUAUUUUAAUACACGUAUUAAUGGCGAGGGUCACGUGCAAAAUUGCAUGCAAACACAAGCAUGUAUAAUACAAACUCCAGGUGAUGUAAUUACCCUGAAAAUCUUCAACGAAGAUAUGAAGACGGGGACAAAGUCAGCUUUAUGAGCAGGAUUUCAGUGGGAGAUAUUCAUUGUGAAAAUCUAUUUACCAUUUCGUACUUUGAGGACACGAUUUUCAUCUGGAGAGGCAUCUCUCAAGAGGGACUUGGAAAAUGUACAAUCGCACUCAUCGACUUUCCAUUCGUGUACCAUAUAUUCUUUACACAAUCCUUUUGUACUUUCUAUUUAUCAAUUUGCUUUUGUUAUCGUUUUUUUUUCUUUUAUCUUGUACUUUUUUAUUCAUGUUUCCAUUGUCGAAGAUAUACUGAUGUGACCGUGAAACAAUUAUUACCAACAUAUUCUCUCACCUCUUUAUGAACUAAUAAACGCCGCAAGUCCUUAUCUAUGCUACGACUUUCCUAUAAACUCACUAUAAUUAUCGAAAAUAGCGGUUUGCCUUAAGGGCACACAUCGACACAGCUGGACCAUGUGGUUACAAGAAACCAUUAUGCAAUAUAUGCCUGGCAACCAUCUAAAAUGUGUCUUAAUUAUUAGAAUAAUUAAAAAAAAAUUCCAACAGACCAUUACAAGACCUUAUUAUUAACAAAGAACACCAUAGAAGAAAACAAGCCUAGUAUUUAAUUGUUCUUACGCUGACAAAGUGUAUUAAAUUAUAAUUUGAUGUGUAUCAUUGAAUUUUAACUAACAAGCAUAACAUGAGAUUCAUUUAACUGGAAAUUUGUUGAUAAUGCAAUGUGUUAUAGAAACCUCUUUUUAUUAAGGGUAUAUGAAUAUUUUGUGUUAUUCGGAUAGCAUUUCGUAACUAUAGUUGCAUGUAUGUGUGAGUAAGCUCCCCCAUCUCAGCUGAUAGUACAGGAAUACAAAUUGUAUAUGCCUUUUCCCCCCUUAUUUUCUCUUAAGGAUGGCUGUCUUUUUUGAGUAAGAUGCGUUAAUUUUAUUUUAUGGUUUGUCAGCUAUUUCUUUUUAAUUAAAGAGAUAUUCUAAGCACCUUUACCAAUACAGCAGGCUGUUGUGGUUAUGGUGACAAGAGUCCCCUGGAGCAAAGCCUUAAGUAUCACUUUAAAGUACUUGAGUCAGGAGUCCUGCUUUAUUAUAUUUUUUUACAGACCAUUGUACGGAACAUUAUGACUGGUAGAUCUUUCACGCCAAACCUACUGAGAAAAAUGCUAAUAUUAUUUAAAUAUAUGGUCUUUAAUUAAAUUUCUCACUUGCAAACAGUAAAUCAAUUGAUUAUUUGUUAUUGAUUAUGUUGGAAUCUUAUGUUCUCACUCAAGGAAGUUAAUCCUCUCUGUUUGUAAGUACAGUUCCUGUCAUGGGGCUAUAGUUAGAGUAUAUGAUAAUGCAUAGCACUAUCACUGUUUAAAGAGUACCCCAUUUUUCCAGGUCCCACUUUGUACCAACCUACUUGCCGCUCUUAUAAGAUUAAUUCAUUUAAAUGGGAGUUCCAUCCUCUUGGGGCUCUCUGCUGUACUAGGUUUAAAUAGUGCCUGUAAUGAGGCACCUGUAACAAGAAGGGGCACAAACCAGAGUUUGGUCAGGCUCCCAGGCACCCCUCCCUGUCACAGGUGCCCCAUUAUAGCCAUUAAAAAAAAGAAGAAGAAAAUUAACUGAAGAGAGGCCCAAGUCGUUGGAUGUUCCAUGUAAUUGAGUUAAUCGCAAGAGAGCAGUCAGGUUGGUAUAUUGUAGGACUUGAUAAAAAUGUGGUACUCUGUAUAUAGAAGUAGGGCUAAGCAAUGUAUGGCAGGGAGGAAGGUCAGGAGACUGUAGCCUACACCUCUGCUGGGUGAGAGUAUUCCUCAUGUGAGUCCCGGACAACAAUGCUCAGAUUUAGGAUAUUUAAAGCAUAUGCGAAAGGACGAUUUUGCGCAUGUCAAGUCAUUUCAUGUAAAUUUACUGGGGGGCUCGCGGGAAGAGUGUGCAGGUUAGAGUCACUCACCACCGGACUAUCAAAGCUCGUCGUAAUGCAAGGAGGACAUAACCUUAAAUAAAACCAUAUAAACUCAAAUAAUAAAAAAUAUAUGUAAUAUUGCUCCCCUCUUAUUACCCGCAAAACACAGGCCCUAUGCCACCAUACAAAUUCGCAAACACACUACAUUCCCUACACGCACAUGUCCUCCCUUGCACACACAGCACAUUUCCUGCACACACUGGAUUACCUAAAAACACACACACUUACCACAGUUCCUAAACAUACACAUUAUGUAACUAGAUUUGUAUGUGUUAUAAGGCGCUUAUAAAAAUAUGUUUGUAUACUUUUCAGUUUAUUUUUUUGUUUUAAUUAGCUGCUUAAAACACCUACGAGUUAUUCCUUUAGUAGCUCAAAAAGUUCCACCGUAUACUUCACACGCACAUUAUGUACUCUACAAACAUACAUUACAUACUCUGCACACAUACACAACAUUACCUAAAGACAAGCCACAUCUCCUUUAUACACACACUCUCUCUCUGUCUCGGUCUCUGUCGCUACAUCCACAAUACACAUACUCACUACAUCCACAAUACACAUGAAGUAUAAUUAUAGUACUAGUUGUUUUGGUUUUUUUUUCUGAUACUUUUUAAAUAUAUUAGUGCGUUUUAUGUUCCAAAAAAUAUGUUAGAUUAAAGUAGAGUAUGCCGCACUUUGUAUGUUGUAUUUAUUGAUAACUGAAGCACCCUUUAAAAGUACAUUAGUUCAGGCAAGAACAACCUUUCUCCUAUAUAUAUAUCUCAAGGAAUGGAAUGCAUAUAUUUGUUUUUUUAAAUAUUAGCACUCUUCCAUGUGACAUUUGCAUAAAUCUUUGUCCUUUAUCCUUAAAUCCAGCAGUGAAAAAAGUAUUUGAAAGCAGGAUUUUUUUUUUGGAGUACACAACCCUAGCUUAACCUGUUCAUUAUUAUGUAUGCAAGUGAGUAAUCUUGCAUUCACGCAUAAUCCCUGUUCAAAUGAGCUGCCUGACUUCACAGUGCCUAGUAUUAAGCGGUAACACUGUGGUGUCAGACGUAGACGGCAAUAAAACAGCUCCAUGAACAUGCCCUAAUCUGUAACUCUGCAUCCUUUUGGGAUAUAUCUAAGUAAGCAUAAUAACAUAUGCACAUAUGCUACAUCAUGGGACAUCUGUUAUUAGCAAGGCAAUGUUUGACCUUCGCAAAUUAAACUAAGUAUGCAUCAUAACUGCAAAAGUAAUAAACCUCUGCAGAUAUUAGUUUGGAAUUCAUUGCAGUGCGAGAAUAUUCCCCUAGGCAACGGCUUAGAAUGAUGUAAACAAUACUUAUUAGUGACAAUACUGGAGUCAAUUUGCUAAGUGGAGUCGAUAAAAAAAUAAAAUGCUGUUCAGGAAAAAAUACCGAAGCAAGAAGUGGCCGGAACAAGAUCACGUCCUAUGAAACAAUUAACAAUGCAACUUAAUUUCCCUUCGGUAGAUGGUGUGUGGUCCGAUUCAUAACAAAAGGCACAAAAAAAUCUGGAAAUUAUGGUGGCCUCGAAAAAAACUCUAUUUUUUCAAUCUAUUUUCAUAGUUUUGAUUAUUACUUGGAUAGAGAACAGUGAUUGUUAUGGAGCUUAGUUGGUGGAGUACGCAGUGACCACAAACGUUGACUUGGUAUGGGAUUAGAACCAUUUAACUAAUGAUAAAUCUCAAGUUAUUAAGGUCCCCAGAUAGAGCAGGUCCACUUCUUGAACAGCUCACGGUCUAUGAUUGGUCAAUUGGUUUAAGAUACAGUCUCUUAACUUCCUGUCAUUUUUUUUUUUAUUUAGUUGUAACUCUACUCAUAUCGAAGACGGACCUGGAAGCAAUGUCAGUGAUGUGAAAUGUAGUGAGUAUUCAUUGCCGAUGUAUGGAACAAGGAUUUAGUUGCUCUAGAAAGAUGUUUUCAGAUUUAGAUGUACAGCUACUUUCACAAUAUAUAUUUAAGGAAAAACUUGAAUGAGUUCAAUCACCUAUUUAAUGUAUUAUGUGGACAAUGUAUCAUAAGUGCAAAUUAAUUAAAAAGGAGCAUAGUCACGUUAAAAGCUUUCAACCCUAAGAUAUGGAAACCCCUUCAUUGAUGCCUUCUGAGACCAGGAAAUGUGAACUCUUCUACCAAUAUGUUAGCUUCAGUGAUGGUUUUUGGUGAAUAAAACUGCUCAUGUCAUUAUGUCAUGAAUGUUCAUGACUGAUGAAAAGCUCGGUCAUAGAAAGCUAUAAGAGAUGUACCGAGGUGUUUAAGCCCAUAGUGACAAUACCGUUUUUCAAUUUUCUUACCGUUAAGGACCCAGGCUGUUUUUACAUUUCUGCGGUGUCUGUAUUUAGCUGUAAUUCACCUUUUUCAUAUUAAAUGCACCCACACUUAUUAUAUAUCAUUUUGUUCAAGAGAAACAGGGCUUUCAUUUUUAUAUCAAAUAUUUAGCUAUGAAACACAAUUUAAUAUAAUAAAAAUCUAAACAAAGUUGAGAAGUUAAGAAAUGUUGUUAUUUUUUUAGUUCUGCAUAGCAUUUUAAUUGUGUAUGUCAUAUUUAGCUGUUACUGCAAUAAAGUACACAUAUUUGUAUUCAGCGUUGUUUCAAGAGUAAAACAGUACCCCCCAUGUAUAGGUUUUAUGGUGUUUUGGAAAGUAACCGGGUCAAAUAUAGCACGUUACAUUUCUCAGUUUAUACACAUUGAAAUUUGCCAGACUGGUUAUGUUGCCUUUGAGAUCAAAUGGUAGCCCAGGAAUGAGAAUUACCCCCAUGAUAGCAUACCAUUUGAAAAAGUAGACAAUCCAAGGUAUUACAAAUGGGUUAUGUCCAGUCUUUUUUAGUAGACAUGUGCAAUUCGUUUCGGGCAAUUCGGACAUUCGGGUACUUCCGAAUGCCCGAAUAAAUGAAUUGUCACCUUGUCAAAGUUCCGAAAUUACUGAAUUUCCGAAGUGUCAAAGUGCUGAAGUUCCAAAGUUGCUGAAGUUCCAAAGUUGCCGAAGUGCCAAAGUUCCGAAGCACAGUAUUGCCUAAGAACUAAUAUACUUACACAGUGGAAGAAUGAAGAAUGUUACACUGUAUACAAUUUUAAAUAAAAAGUAUACAAACAUAGCCAGGAUUCAGCUGUAAGCAUUUGCAACACUUGCAACAAUCAAGUAACGUACAUUCAUAUAAAAUGUAAGUUACUUAGCCAGUCAAUGUAAUGACAGGAAUGAAUAAAUAGAUAACUCCCUAAAUCCCACGGUAUUAGGGAGCUAUCUACUAAAAGGCUGAAAGACCAAAAUUGGUCUUUCAGCCAAAUUUACUAAUACUAAAUAAAGAUUACUUAGUAUUAGUAAAUUAUGCCCCUAUUCGCUAUACCGCGAGUAGGGGCAUGUUUAGUAAACAGUGAGCAGCCUGUGGCUGCUUUAAUAACAAACUUUAAAAACAAACAAAAAAACCCAAAAAACGUCCCCCCCCUCCCAACCCCCUACCCGCAACGCGCAAGUGGGAGCUUCUAACCUGAAGGGGGGACCUAUUGCCCCCCCCGGUCCCCACCCCUGAAUGGCGGGUGGGGGCCCUACAGUAAAAUAAGGGGGGGGGACCUAUUGUCCUCCCCCCGGCUCCCACCCAUGAGCGGUGGGUGGGGGCCCUAAAUUAGAAUAAGGGGGGGACCUAAUGUCCUCCCCCAGGGUCCCCACCACUGAGCGGUGGGUGGGGGCACUAAAUUAAAAUAAGGGGGGGACCUAAUGUCCUCCCCCCUGGCCCCCACCCCUGAGCGGCAGGUGGGGGCCCUAAAUACUAAUAAGAGGGGGACCCCGUUUGUGCCAAAAUAUGUAACUUGUGGUUGUCUUAAGGGGGCUGCACAGCAGUCGCAUCUAUCAAUUAAAGACAAUGAAUCAAUGCAAAGUGUAGAAGCGUUAUUUGAUACAUAUUUUCUUUCAGAGUCCAAGCCCCAAAAUGGAGCUGCAAUUUACAUACCUCUUGUACUCUUCCUGCUGUUUGUUGUACUAGCCAUCUUUGUUUGUAAGUAUGCGAUUAAUAUUGCUAGGUAACAAUGCAUAUAUUCUACAAGUGUAACUGGAGGUUUGUGUUACUGGUCAAAGGAACACUCCAAGAAACAUAAUCACUACAGCUUGCUGUAGUGGAUAUGGUGCCAGAAAUUCCCUGUGCCAUCUCAGUGUAAGGAGUCAAACAGGUUUCGAUCAGCUGAUGCUCUCAGCGAGUGUGCUAGCCCAGAAUUGCAGGGCUUAGCCCAGGAAAGCUAACGGAAGUUACCUGUUAGUAACUUCUGGUUCACCCACGUUAGUAGUGGAGACACGAGCGACACCCAGCAGACCCCAGGUAAGAAGCCAGACUGUCUAAAAUUGGUUUGACUCCUUAUACUCUGGGAUGCCAGAACAUUCCUGGCACCAUAACCACUAACAUGAUCAGAAGUGGUUAUGGUGUCUGCAGUGUUCCUUUAAAAAUGGUUUAUUUGCAGUUUUCGCAUAUGUCUUGCAGAAGAAUUUAUGUUGAAAUAUCUAAAAUUCUAGCAACAUUUAUCUAAACUUGUAGUUCACGGUCAACUUGCCACUGGUUUUGUACAUUUGUGGUAAGGAUUAACUCUAAUUAAGCAGUCCCUGGAAGUACUUGAAAUUCUCUGUUCAAUAGAUAACAGUAUUUUUCUAAUUAGGACAGCAUUCUGCAAUUGACUCACACUUCUAUCUAAAAGAACUGUGUUUUGGCUGACCACAUUAUAUACAUUUAUAAAUAAUAAAAUCACUAUUUGCAUUUUUUUUAAAAUUUUUUUUUCAUUAAAAUAAAUAAUGAUUGUCCACUUAAGUAUAUCUAUCACAUAAUUUAAAAAAUUAACACAACUAUGAAUACAUAUAUCGUCGCAAUCAAAUUUCUCCAUGGGACUGUAUGUCGACAAAAUACCUAACUGAAUUAUUGCAACAAUAUAUGAACAUGCCGUAGAUAUAAAACGUAAACAUAAAAGACUAAUGUCAUUUUUCUUCACUUUUGUAUAUUUAGAUUUAUGGUACCGUCGGAAGAACAAGAAUACAAACCACAGAGAAGUUGAAAAGGUGUGAAAAUAUUACACCAACAUACAAACAUAGUAGGAAACAAUUAAAUAUAACCAAAACAGAAAGUCAAGUCAAUAGUUUAUAUUGCCAGGCUGAGGGAUACUUACUCAUAUUCCACCACCUACCUCACUUAAAGGACCACUAUAGACCACGUCCCUCUAGUUUUAACCCUACAGCAGUAAACAUAGCAGUUUCAGAGAAACUUCUAUGUUUACACUGAGGUUUAAUCCAGCCUCUAGUGGCUGUCUCCCUGACAGCCACUAAAGGCCGUUCCACGAUUAUAACAGUGAGAAGACGCUGCCGUGCAUUGGAAAGCAUUAAGUAAAGCUUUUCUAUGGGCGGUUUGAAUGCACGCGUGGCAAGAGGAUGAGAGUUGCCGCGCAUGCGCAUUCAGCGCUGACGUCGGCAGGAGGAAGAAAGUUCCCCAGUGCCGAGGAAGCCCGGCGCUGGAGAAAGGUAAGUGGCUGAAGGGGUUUUAACCCCUUCAGCCCAGUGGGAAAGGGGCCAUGGGGGGGGGGUUGUUUUCCUGGCACUAUAGUGGUCCUUUAAGUAGCAGGAGUGUAAGUUAGAUUUUAUAAAUUGCUUCCAUUGUGACUUCCAGCGUUGCUGAAUAUAUUCUUGCUGUAAACAUGCUAUUCUGUAGAACUAUAAUACUUAGAUUAUUAUUAUGAUUUUAUAGCAGGGAGGCACAGAUGUGAGAUUUUACAGUCAUAAAUCUAAAUAUGACCUAGACAGUAAAUACAAGUUGGCACUACAUUCUGUUAACACUGAUUUAUACUUUAGCAGAACGACGCAGAAGAUGGCAAACCACUUACAGAAAUACCUCAAAAGAACAUCCCUGAAGAGGUCCUAGACCUUGACCAGCUGGUGGACACCACGAUACAGGGACUGCCGGUAGCACAGGAGCAAGGGAAGGAUUGCCAUAUGUCACAGGAAGAAAAGAGACAACCACAGCAGGCAUGUUAUGCAUGAAAGCAUUUUGCAAAAGAAAGACUUUGGAUGUACAUUCAUGGAUGAAAUCUAAGUAAGAAAAAAAAUAUUUUCAAAGACAACCUGCAUUUACGCAACCAAGUUAUGUGCAGGUAUCUAAGUCACGAUCAAGUUCUUAAUCCUGUAAAUCAGAGAUAGGCAACCUUCGGCACUCCAGAUGUUUAGGAUGACAUUUCCCAUGAUGGUUUGCCAUUACUAUUGGAGAUGUAGUCCACGCCAUCUGGAGUGCUGAAGGUUGCCUACCCCUGCUGUAAGUGAUAUACAGGACCACCAUGCCAAAUGUAUUUAUCGAUAGUAUUCUGUAAUCUUUCGUUCUCAUCCAUUGUGUGAAUUAAUAUAUUGUUAAAACAAGUUACAACUGUGUUUUCUGACUGUAACUAUUCAUCAAGAUGCUCAUCAUGUCUUUAUGAUGAAAUAAAAUAUUUUUAUAUGAAAAAAAAA